Pelobates cultripes (western spadefoot toad) is the source of this 58791-nucleotide messenger RNA. The record is from the annotation of a GenBank genome assembly. NCBI's taxonomy places the organism in Eukaryota, Metazoa, Chordata, Amphibia, Anura, Pelobatidae.
GCGCGCUCCACGCUAGGGUCCACCUAGUGUUACCCGCACAGUGCGCGCCCCCGCGGCCCCCGCCCCUACUGUUUGUCACCGACAGCGCGGCAAAGAGACUGCAAGAGACUGCUGGCGAGAGACGGCCGGACACCACCGGGGAGAAGGGAAUAGAGAGCAGGAGAGUCCAGAGAGACAGCAGCAGGAAAGCUGUACAGUCUGAGUGAGCGGGAGGGAAUUAGACUGCUCCACGGACACUGUGACAGGGACACACAGAGACAGACAGCUACAGAUAUAGACAGACAGACAGCCCGCCACAAUGAACCCGAGCUGUGCCCGGUGCAUGAAGAUCGUCUAUCCAACGGAGAAAGUCAACUGUCUGGACAAGGUAAUGCUGUGCAUCCCAAUAUACACCAUAUAUUACAUAUACCAUCUCAUAGAUAUACCCUGAAUCCCAAUAUACACCAUAUACCAUAUCAUAGAUAUACCCUGAAUCCCAAUAUACACCAUAUACCAUCUCAUAGAUAUACCCUGAAUCCCAAUAUACACCAUAUACCAUAUCAUAGAUAUACACUGAAUCCCAAUAUACACCAUAUACCAUAUCAUAGAUAUACCCUGAAUCCCAAUAUACACCAUAUACCAUAUCAUAGAUAUACCCUGAAUCCCAAUAUACACCAUAUAUUACAUAUACCAUAUCAUAGAUAUACCCUGAAUCCCAAUAUACACCAUACAUUACAUAUACCAUCUCAUAGAUAUACCCUGAAUCCCAAUAUACACCAUAUACCAUAUCAUAGAUAUACCCUGAAUCCCAAUAUACACCAUAUACCAUCUCAUAGAUAUACCCUGAAUCCCAAUAUACACCAUAUACCAUAUCAUAGAUAUACACUGAAUCCCAAUAUACACCAUAUACCAUAUCAUAGAUAUACCCUGAAUCCCAAUAUACACCAUAUACCAUAUCAUAGAUAUACCCUGAAUCCCAAUAUACACCAUAUAUUACAUAUACCAUAUCAUAGAUAUACCCUGAAUCCCAAUAUACACCAUACAUUACAUAUACCAUCUCAUAGAUAUACCCUGAAUCCCAAUAUACACCAUACAUUACAUAUACCAUCUCAUAGAUAUACCCUGAAUCCCAAUAUACACCAUACAUUACAUGUACCAUAUCAUAGAUAUACCCUGAAUCCCAAUAUACACCAUAUACCAUAUCAUAGAUAUACCCUGAAUCCCAAUAUACACCAUAUACAUAUACCAUAUCAUAGAUAUACCCUGAAUCCCAAUAUACACCAUACAUUACAUAUACCAUAUCAUAGAUAUACCCUGAAUCCCAAUAUACACCAUAUACCAUAUCAUAGAUAUACCCUGAAUCCCAAUAUACACCAUAUACAUAUACAUAUACCCUGAAUCCCAAUAUACACCAUAUACCAUAUCAUAGAUAUACCCUGAAUCCCAAUAUACACCAUAUAUUACAUAUACCAUAUCAUAGAUAUACCCUGAAUCCCAAUAUACACCAUAUACCAUAUCAUAGAUAUACCCUGAAUCCCAAUAUACACCAUAUACCAUAUCAUAGAUAUACCCUGAAUCCCAAUAUACACCAUAUAUUACAUAUACCACAUCAUACAUAUACACCAUACAUUAUAUGUACCACAUCAUACAUAUACCCUGCACCCUGAUAUACACCAUAUUUUACAUGUCCCAUCUCAUACAUAUACCCUUCACCCUGAUAUACACCAUAUAAUACAUUUACCAUGCCUUUUAAUAUACACCAUCUCAUACAGCUACCCUGCUUCCCAAUAAACACCAUCUCAUACAUCUACCCUGCUUCCAAAUAUACACCAUCUCAUACAUCUACCCUGCUUCCAAAUAAACACCACUUCAUAGAUAUGCCUUCCAGUAUACAUAAUCUCAUAGCUCUACCCUGCAUUCCAAUAUACACCAUAUAAUACAUAUACCCUACCUUCCAAUAUACACUCUAUCAUACAACUACUCUGCCUUCCAAUAUACACCACUUCAUGCAUAUACCCAGCCUUCCUAACACUCUCAUACACAUGCUCUACCUUCCAAUAUACACCAUCUUAUACAUAUAUUCUGCCUACCUAUCCCAUACACAUACUCAUCUUUCCUCUAUAAAAACUCUUCAUGGAACAUAUACUAGCUCUUAUGUGCUCCACCCUUGCAUAUAUAUUACAAACACAUAAUCUACCCAAUCAUGUAGACUACAUACACUUACUCUACCCAAGCAUAUAACCUACAUAAACAGGUAAUCUGCCCAAUCAUGGGUUUUGCAUACAGGUAAUCUGCCCAAACAUGGGGUUUGCAUACAGGUACUCUGCCCAAGCACGGGGUUUGCAUACAGGUACUCUGCCCAAGCACGGGGUUUGCAUACAGGUACUCUGCCCAGGCACGGGGUUUGCAUACAGGUACUCUGCCCAAGCAUAUAGUUCAUAUACAAGUACUCUGCCCAAGCAUAUAGUUCAUAUACAAGUACUCUACCCAGGCGUGUAGUUCAUAUACAAGUACUCUACCCAGGCGUGUAGUUCAUAUACAAGUACUCUACCCAGGCGUGUAGUUCAUAUACAAGUACUCUACCCAGGCGUGUAGUUCAUAUACAAGUACUCUACCCAGGCGUGUAGUUCAUAUACAAGUACUCUGCCCAGGCGUGUAGUUCAUAUACAAGUACUCUGCCCAAGCGCCUUGUUUGCAUACGCGCUCUCUGCUGAGACUUGUAGUGCACAUACAAGUCCUCUACACAUGCAUGUUGUUCAAUAUGUAUUAUAUAGACACUGGAUAUUCACCCAUGCAUUUACCCCAAUGUAUAACUCCAAGGGAUAUGUUCAGAGACCAGGUUUGUUCUCUCUCAUAAGUACAUUGCCCACUUAAGGUUCCCACACAUGGCUGAACUGCCCAAUAGUAUGAUUCCAAGCACAUGUGCAUUUUCCUUUGUUAUACAUGCUCUGCACCCAAGUAUCUAGCAUUACAUAUAUGCACUUAGUUUAGUGAUACAUCCUGAACACCCCCCUAUGUUUGCAAACCGUUGUCAUGUAGCACUGUACUAUUAAAUCCUUAAUACAUUGUAAAAUGCACAUAGGGCUUAAGCAAAAGUAUCAGGUAUACUUGGCAUAGUGUACAUUACAUGUGCUGCAUAUCCUUCAGUCUAAACUUGGCUACACACCUUUUAGAAUGAAACGGGCCUUCCUCUUUAGGCCUUCCUACUUGUAUACUAGAAUUUCUACAUACACCUCAUAUGCUGAAUUACUUGUUUUUUUUAACCUUGCCAUGUUAAAUGUAUUCUUUCAUUUCAAUUUCUUAUUCUAAUGUUGGAUUUUAACUGCUGUGGCAGGAAAUCUCUUAAUUGUACCAUUUCAAUAAACUGCAUGUCUUUGUACGCAUAGAGUAACCUACAAGGCCUAUUCAGCAUUUAUAGAACAUUCAUGCUAGGUACUUGACCUUGUGUGUGUGUGUGUGUGUGUGUGUGUGUGUGUGUGUAACACACACAGUGAGUAUCAGUUGUACUUGGCCAUGUGUCCUGAAUAUGAACAAGUAUUACUUGUCACAAUUCAUCUUCAUCUGGGAUUUUAUUGUUCAUUUGUCUGUGGAUAUCUUUAGACUACAUUUAUUCAAGCAUCGCAGAAUAGGGUUGUAAUAAUUGUUUGCAAUAAAUUGACUCAAAAUUUUCAAUAUGCAAAACAUUCUGUAGGUGAUAUUCUAUAUUGGUCAGUUGUUUCUGUUUAGUGUGCUACUUGAUGUGUACAUACUGCUGAUGGGUGGUGCACAUCCUGAAUCCCUUAUCACAGCUAGUCCCUGCUACAGAGUAAUCAAGUCACUCAGAUUUGUUCUGCAAAAUACAGAGCCUCUUUCUUAUCCUCUGCUUUGAGUACAUUUUGACCCCUAUGUCUGCCUCUUGUGUAAUGCCCCCUCCCUCUUUUAAGCCGCCAUGUAUGCGGAAGUUCAUCUAUCCCUGGCAUCUACUGCAUAUCAUUUAUUUUCUUGGAGUUAACCCGUUAUCGCCUCCUACAUCCACUCCCUCUCAGUCUUCCUGCUUGGGAAUUCCAACCCCCUCCUUCCGAAAAUCAUAAUUCGAGCUAAGCAAUAACAAUUACAAAAAAUAUAUAUGUAUGUAAAUACAUCCUUAUAUGCAUUAGGAAAACAAUCUACUGAAAGGGAAUAGAAAUAAAAAGCGGUUUAUGGGGAAGCACUGUAAAUUUUCCAUUAUCUGUUUGCAUGCAUGUAGCCACAAUUAGGCAGUUUUAUUUGACUUAUUUUUUUAUUUUUUAGGUCACCUUUGUAAAAACAUGUUUUAGUUUAACUCUUUCUGUGAUGUGCAGAUACUUUUUUUUUGUGUGCUGGCAAGGGUUAAUAGCUCCCUCCACACUGCCUAGUUCUGACCCCUGGAGUUCAUUUUCCCAGGGCUAAAAUAUCUUGCAGCAUACUUUCUCCGCCCAAGUCCCCCACCCUCUGUAAAUGGUCUCCUUUUGUGUAUUGCUUCCGUUAAACUGAAUAGAACUGAGAAAUUCUGGAGUGUUGUGUAAAUGCCUGUCUAUUAGUGUGCCUUUCUUUGUUUUUGCAUGUAUAUCCGUGUAAGGCAUACUUGUUGCACAAUAAGUUUUCUGUGUUGAAUACUUGCUGGACUUUAGUCACCUCUUGUGACGUGAGAGGCUGACUAAAGUAAGAAGUCAUCUUUGGAAUCUCUCUUUCCAUCCUGAUUGAUUUAAAAAAAAAUAAAAAAAUUCCUCUUCUCCUUGGAGAAGCUAAUAGUUUUUAUCUGCCCCAUAGCAAUUAUCUGGAUUUUAUCUUCCUCUCUGCCUUUUCCCUACAGCAAUAGCUCAAACCUUUUUGUCUGAGUACUGACUGCCAGUCCUUCCUGCUUCUGGCCAAGAAUCUAUUUUCUGUAAUGGGGAACACUUUUCUCUGUUCUGAAUAUCUGCGUGAACCUUGCUUCUUUCCAUGCAAACUAGUUGCUUCCCUCAUUAAGGUGAUUCAAUUCUCUCCACAUGUUAUUCCAUGAAACAGACACCUCUCCUCAUGUACCUAACAAGCAAGAGAAACCAUUUCCCAUGUUGGAUGGCAUAGUGAACAUGUAAUCCCUCUCCCAUUAAGCAGAUGUUUAUUUUUUCCUUAUUUUCCUUACCAGCACUAUUAAGAAAUGCGUGACAUCAGAGGUUGUAUGUGUGCUACUACAACUUUAACCUUCUGCUCUCCCAUGGCCCAUGUGUUUCACAGACACAAAUAUUUUAUGGAAUCUUUUUAGAAGAUGUACAUUCCACAAACAUGGGGCAGCCUUUUCUCCUGUAAAAUACCGUUAUUUUAUUGAUUUGAAGUGCAGACGUGUAGAGGUGUUGUUUUUUGUUUUAUAAAGACACCCUUUUUCACUCUUGAAACCACUUCAGAUUGUUUCAAACUAAUUUUUCUUUCUUAGAUGUAUGUGUGAAUAAUGUAUCCUAUAUAUAUGAUCUGUCUCAAGAUAUAAAUUGCGUUAUUUUUAUUUAAUAGUGUAAUUAGUGCAAAAAUAGGAAUUUAUUAAGGAUCACCAAGCCUUCGAGAAUUUUAAUGUCAGUCUGUCUGAGCUAUGCACAAGAAUAUAAUGAAUCCAGUGCAAAAUGAAGGUAAAUAGCAAGAACUAGUUAAUAAGAUUAAAUCAGAAAUCUAUUAAUUUCCACUAAUAAGACAGGUAGUAUAACACAAAUCAAAGAAACCAUGCAAACCCCCCAAAAAAUAAACCUGUCUGACUAGUGAUAUCUUCAUAGCCUGUCCUCAUAAUGGGUGUAAAUUUUGGUUCAGAAGGUAUGAAACUCCUUAAAUGGUUAAAUCACCUUGUAUCUCGUGAUGGAAGAAUCAGCAGCCUUAUGAAGCUGAGUGGUAACUUCUUCUUUCAGGGUAUUUGAAUAAUUAUCAAAUACAAUGUUUAAAUUUUCCUAUCCUAGCCUCAUUUAACAGAGUGUAAAUUUUCUUAAAGGCAUCAUGUAUUAUUUUUUAUUAUUAUCUUUACUUUGUAAAAUAUGCAACACUUGUUCGGCAUAGAACAGUGCAAAUAAGAAACAUUGCUUUUCCCACUCCUGUGUGCAUGGUCUACAACCAAUCUUAUUUUCUAUUAGCAUGCCUGGGCUAAACCUUUUUAUGUUGUCCCUAGGUGGUUUUAUGAAUGAAAUGAACUGUAAAUGACGGUGCAUAGUUUAACUUUGAAAGCAAGUAGAGUUGUCUUUCUUCCUUUCUUUUUUAAAAUUUUUUUUUUCAAGGUCUGUCGUAGCAAAAACAAUUUUUUAGUUUAUUCUUACUCCUACUCCUUACUAUUUUUAAUAUUUUUUUAAUGAAUUAUAUCAACAUGUAGUAAAGUGAUGCAAAGUUCUAAAAUUAAGAAAUAAAUGGAAUCUGCAGGCACAUUCCAUUGGUGUUUGGCGCUGUUCCCCAUUUAGGGGCCAAACAAUUUAGCAAUGGUUUGCCACUUACCUUGGUCUAGCAGGAUAUCGAGCCUCGUGGAAAGCCUGCUGACCAGCCUCUGGUUUUUACAAAGCUAUAGAUGCCUGAUGUCGAUCCUGCCACACAUUUAGUAGCUGAGCGCAUCAAUUGAGCUUGCUCCGCAUAUGUAUUAACUUAUGUGCAAAGAAAUAUGCACAGAAUUAACUCUUGUUCCGGACUGGCUAAUGACGUUGCCAGAGGUAGGGUUACACCUCAAACAGCUGGCCUAAAUAUCGCUGUAUGUGCAGUGUUCUGUACUGAAAUGCUUCACAUAUAGGCUGCAAGCACCAGGAUGGCCUCAAAAUGCUGAAGUGUUUAUGGUUAUUGGAGUAACCCUUUAAGUAUGCACGAACAUUUGUAAUGCAUUAUAUUUCUAAUACCUAAUAUUUCUUGUUCUUUACCAUUUAUUAUAGUGUAUAUAUUUGAUACUGAUUGCACGUCUAUCCGUUUUCUUUCCCUUCUAUAUACUUAUGCACAUCUAGUCCACAUCAACCAGUUACUGAUUGAUUACUCCUUGGAUGACCUGCUUUUCUAAAAUGAUCUCUGAAAUCCACAAAACCUGUUAGGUAGGCAGAGUUACUCUACACAUUAUACUAGCACAAUCAUGAAUAUAUAUUCUAUAGCUUGAGGGAUAAUACUUACUGAAAGAAAGAUAGUCCAUGUCUUCUGUAAGAUAUGCAUUGCAGAUAAUUCAGGUGCAAUGCUGUAUGUGUAAUUAUAAUUAAAGAGACCUGCAUCACUUCACAAUAUAUAUAUUUUUUUUUAACUAGCAAGUAAAUACUUUUAAAACCAAUAUAACAUUACAUUGUUGGACAUGCCUCUCGGCUAGGGGAGUUUAUUUAGCCCCCCUCACACCCCACUACCCCCCUCUGCCCAUCUCCAUUUCAUGCCAGGCCAGUAAUGACAGAAACAGGGCAUCAUUGUGCAGCAGCAGGAGAGCGAGAGACCUGACACCAGAGCCUGCUGUGCAUGAUCACACUCCCUCUCUUCUUUCCCUGUCAGGAUGUAGCAAGGUGAAGAGAUCUUCCAAAUGCACAUGUGUAAAUCUGUCAGGCAUGCCUGGUGCACUUUUUUUGCAUUCCUAGGGAUAUGACUCUGAUUGGUUACAUAACUGUCACCCCAGCAGUGUGUCUGGAAAAGUGUAAGAAAGAAGCAAGUAAAUAUGAAAAAAAAAAAUUUACCUGCUUUUUAAAGCCUGCAAAGUCAGACAAUGACUUUUGAAUGAGACAGUUGUCUCAAAGUGAUGCAUGUCCCUUUAAUGCUGAAAACGUGUGUAUCUAUCUAAUCAAUUUUAAAUGUAAACACUCAUUACUGCUGAUUGUUAUAAUCUUUAAAUGGACACUAUAGUCACUAAAACAACUACAACUCUUUGGAUUGGCUGAUAUCCUCAAUUCUGAUGUCAGCCAAAGAGGUGGAUCGUGGUGGACCAGCGCAGCGCUUGAAAAAGUUACGUUUUAACUCUUUCUAAUGGGGCAAGCCAAUUAAAUGGUGAUUUUAACACUAUAGGGUCAGGAAUACAUGUUUGUGUUCUUGACCCUAUAGUGUUCCUUUAAUAUUUGCAACCAGAUAAAGAUUUCAUAUUUAAAAUAGUAACGUUUCAGAUUAGUUUAGUUUAACAGUUAUCUGAACUGAUUUUGCUAUAUGCCAUUAGAAGUACGUAGAUAAUGAUGCAAUUAUUGCACGGUGAACUCCAGUUUAACAGGUUAAUCACUCAUAUUUGGAGUAUGACUUAAAUUACAAUUGUUCAUUGCGUGUACAUAGAUUUGUGGAGUAACAAUGGUAUUUUAUCGCUGCAGACACAAAUUCAAUUAACUUAGAUUAAUGGAACUAUGCAAUAUUUACAUUUCUGCUAUAAUAUGUAUACAGCUACAUCCUACGUAUCUAAUCCAUAAUUAAUGCUGAUCAACCUUUGGACUAUAACAUACCUUAAAUAGAAAACAUCUGUAGAUGUUUUCCUUUUAAAGGGAUUUUUUCUGGCACUAGAGAAUCCUGGAGUGCCCCCCAUCCCACGUCGCUGAAGCCCCUUCAGACACUUACCUGAAACCAGCUCCAAUGUCCCUCGGUGCUGGUUCAGGCUUCGCCCACGCUCCUUCCCCGCCGUGCGCCCAUUAGACCUCCCCAUAGGAAAGCAUUAUUUAAUGCUUUCCUACGGGGAUUCCGGUGACGCUCAAGGUCCUUGUGCAUAGCGUGAGGAUGUCCAGCAUCGUUUAGACGACGAGAAGUAGUCUAAGAAGCCGGAAGAGUCGGACUUAAGCCUGCAAGGUAAUUAUUGGAGUUUAUGAAAACUGUAAUAAUUACACUUACGGGGUUAUGGGUGAUGGGAGUUGGCACCCAGAUCACUUCAGUGGGCUGAAGUGGUCUGGGUGCCUGGAGUGUCCCUUUAAAUUUUUUUUAUUACUGACAAUAAUGGAGAUGUGGAAAGAUUGGGGUAAGGGUAACAGCCAGAAAAGACUGUCUAAUUCAUAGGGUAAAUACAUUUAUGCAUUAUCAGUAUAAUGUGUCCAUCUUAAGCUGCAGUGAUAGCCUGAGAGCAUAUUGUUAAAGGACCACUCUAGGCACCCAGACCACUUCAGCUUAAUGAAGUGGUCUGGGUGCCAGGUCCUUCUAGGGUUAACCCAUUUUUUCAUAAUUAUAGCAGUUUCAGAGAAACUGCUAUAAUUAUGAAUGGGUUAAGCCUUCCCCCUAAUCCUCUAGUGGCUGUCUCAUUGACAGCCACUAGAGGCGCUUGCGUGCUUCUCACUGUGAAAAUCACAGUGAGAGCACGCCAGCGUCUAGGAAAGCAUUGUAAAUGCUUUCCUAUGAGACUGAAUCUUGUAGCGCAGCUGCGUAGCGUCAGCAGAAAUCGGAGGGAGGAGGAGGAGCUCUCCGCCCAGCUGGAAAAAGGUAAGUUUUUACCCCUUUCCCCCUUCCAGAGCCGGGCGGGAGGGGUCCCUGAGGGUGGGGGCACCCUCAGGGCACUAUAGUGCCAGGAAAACGAGUAUGUUUUCCUUGCACUAUAGUGGUCCUUUAAGUUAGCCAAGUGUUCUCAGCCUAUCAAAUACCAUCUAGGUUAGAUGUAAUUGAUAUGUAUAAUGCAGUGCAAAUUUCACAUUAUCUUAGAACGGUAGAAUGGUUUGCAAGCGCUGGUAAUAACACCAGUUUUUAUUAUACCACUUGCAAACAUUUUGACAAUAGAGGAAGGCGUCUGUGUACCAUAACCACUAUACUGACUGUUUUUUUUUUUUUGUAUGUGUGUUUGUGUCUUAUUAAAAAUAAAAAGGACUUUACUCUUACAUUUUGAGAUUUUGCACUUUACAACGGUCAUCUUAACCUGCUUGUAUUUCCUUUUAUGUUCUGUACAAGCUUGCCAAGAUAUACAACUUCCUCUGUGUCAAAAUCUACGCUUGUACAUUCACUUCCUGCAUAUACAAUGCAAUUCUGUGUUUCAUGUGUAGGAAAUGUCCUGUGUACAUGACAUUGUGUUUUGACCAAUCCUGUUUAGAGGAAGCAACAGAGGUACACUGACUUAAAACCAAUAGACAAUUUUUCACAUCAUGCAUGAAUUUCAUGUUUUGUUGAAUAGCAGACUGAAACUUAAAACGUUUAUUCAUAAAAUCAAGAAUCAAUGACAAUUUCAAAUAAAAAUUUUCUGAGUUGGAAAAAUUCAGCUAUGCGUCUCGAUUGGCUGAUUUAGCGUACAAUUUAAAAUUCACUUUAAAGUCUAACAUUAAUUAGCAACUCUGACAGGGUUUACUAAAGUGAAGAUUCAAAGGCUAAAGUAGCUGAAUGGCAAACCUUCCCAAAGUCGGCUAUAUUGGCCUUAAAUUUGAAUUACAUUUGAAGUCUCACUUAGUGAAUAACCCCUGUAUAUGUUUUCCCACCAUAGAAUGGUUUACUCCUAACACAAGACAAGUGUAUUUCAGUUUUUUUUUUCUUUUUAGUGUUUCUAGCUUAAAGGAAAGCAUUUGUUAGAUCUAACUUAAAAUGGACACUAUAGUCACCAAAGCAGCUUUAGCUUAAUGAAGCAGUUUUGGUCUAUAGAUCAUGCCCCUGCAGUAUCACUGCUCAAUUCUCUGCAAUUUAUGAAUUAAAUAACUUUGUUUAUGCAGCCUUAGCCACACCUCCCUGCAUGUGACUUACCCAGCCUUCUUCAACACUCCCUGUAAAGUCAUCUAAUAUUUACACUACCUUUUGUUGUGAAUUCUUUCAUUUAGAAUUUCAUAUCUCCUGCUCUGUUAGUAGCUUGCUAGACUCUGAAGAAGUCUCCUGUGUGUAAUUAACGUUCAAUUUACAGAGUAGGAGAUAAACACUUUUAAAACACUUUACAUCUGAUUGAAAGUGAAACCAUUUUUUUCAUGCAGGCUGUAUCAGGAAUGCCCAGAGAGCUGUGGCUAGGGCUUCAUAAACAGAAACAAAAGUGAUUUAACUCCUAAAUGGCAGAGAAUUAAGCCGUGAAAAUUCAGAGGCAUGAUCUAAACAAUAAAACCGCUUCAUAAAGCUAAGGUUGUUUUGGUGACUAUAGAUUCCCUUUAAUUGUUGUCUAGUAUAUAAGCAGUGGUAGGUCAAAAUCCCAUUAUCCUUGACUGGACUGUGUAGUGAUUAGGACUUGAGCUGUUUCCUAUAUGAGUGUACUCCUCUCAGCAUCAUUAAGGAGACUCUGGUGAAGGAGGCAUAAAAUAAUAUUCAGUCAUUUGUUUGAGUAGAACAAAUUACAACGUCUAAUAAAGGAGACUGACUGAAUGUAGAAAAAUAAGGAAUAUUUCACAGUUUCACCUACAGUUGUUUGUAGCCACACCUCUUUCCUGAAUCUGGCAUUUUUCACCCAAAGUAUUGUCUGUUUUUUUAAAUCUUUAUAUUAGGAUAAUCUGUGAAGUCUGUUCUAAAUUGACUGCAGGGCAUUAACUUUAUCUGAACUAUAUUGCAAGGGGCACCAUCAUUUACCUAGAAUGCACAGUCAUUGCUUCUAAGUAUUGUGUUUAAGAACUGAACACUCAGUUAUAAAAAAUGUCACUUUCAGUGUUUAAUACUCAUGCCAUGUAACCUUUGGAUACUGUCUAACAGUUGACAGGAAUGUUGUUGUUCCUUAAAGGGACACUGUAGGCACCCAGACCACUUCAGCUCAUUGUAGUGGUCUGGGUGCUGUGUCCCUAUUGCUCUUAGUGCUGCAAUGUAAAACAUUUUACAUUCUAGCUCUGUCAGCCCUCAGUGGCUGUCUACCAGACAGCCACUGGGGGAGCUUCUGGAAUCUAAACGGACCUUUGGUCCGUUAUCUGACACUGAACGUCCUCACGCUCUGCAUGAGGACCUCCAGCGUCAGAUUUCCCCAUUAAUGCCAUUGCCACGCAUGCGCAUUAGGUUUCCCCCGCCGGCUGGUGUCGGUGGGGGAGGAGCGUGGGCAGGGCCUGACCCAGCUCCGAGGGACAUCGGCGCUGGAUUCAGGUAAGUAGCUGAAAGGGUUUUUACCCCUUAACCCCCGUGGGAUGGAGGGGCUCCUUAAAAACCUAUAGCGCCAGGAAAACGGGUUUGUUUCAGCCGACGGGGAGGAGAGCUCUCCGCCCAGCGCUGGAAAAAGGUAAGUUUUUACCCCUUUCCCCCUUCCAGAGCUGGGCGGGUGGGGGCACCCUCAGGGCACUAUAGUGCCAGGAAAACGAGUAUGUUUUCCUGGCACUAUAGUGGUCCUUUAAAGCACACAUAGAUACAUAUCUAUGGGAUAUACUAAUAUUAGGUGUAUUGCGUCAAGGAAGCCUGCGGUUCAUAGCAUAAUUACUUAAAAUGUAAUUCCAGGCUCCAAAACACUGUAAUCGAAAAUACGUUUUUAUGGUGCCAGGAUGCCCCCAGAGGCACUCUUAAUGGAAGAGUUAAACAGCUUUCAAGGGAUUUAACAACAAAGAUGCCUCCAGUGCUGGUCUCAGCUCCUCCCCAUGCGGCAUCCUGCUUCUGAAUUUUUACUUAGGAAGCGUGAAGUGCCUCUCGGCACGGGUGCUGCUGAUUGGGAGAGCAGCCAAUCAGUGACUCCCUAUUUACUAAACUGGUUUUCAAAGAAACUUACCUUUAACAAGCCAGUUUAGUGAAUGCCUAGAGCAGGGGUGCCCAAAAGGUAGAUUCCCACAUGUUGUAAAACUACAACUCCUGUGAUGCUUUGAACGCCUUUAGAAUGACAAAGCAUCAUGGAAGCUGUAGUUUUAAAACAUCUGGGGAUCUACUUUUUGGGCACCCCUGGCCUAGAGUGUCCCUUUAAUCAUAGGCGUGCGCAGCCUAUUGCAUUAGGGUGUGCAUCCUAAAGCACAAACACACGCCGUGUGUGUGUGUGUGUGUGUGUAUGUGUAUAUAUAUGUAUGUAUGUAUGUGUGUGUGUGUGUGUAUGUAUAUAUAUAUAUAUAUAUAUAUAUAUAUAUAUAUAAUAUACACACACACAUACAUACACUGCUGUGUUUGAGGGUGUUGUGUGUGUGAUGUGAGGGUGUUUGUGUGUGUGUUUGUUAGGGUCCUGUGAGGGUGCUGUUUCGGUGCUGUGUGUGUGUGGGGAUGCUGUGUUUCUUUGUGUGUGGGGGUGCUGUGCUGUGUGUGGGGGGUGGAGGUGGGGGUACAUUACUUAAUAUCCUCCCUCCCUUCUUACCUUAUGUAGGGAGGGGGCAUUCUUGUUCCUGCUGCUUUCCCUGGUGGUCCAGUGGAGAGUGAAUUGUAGCCUGUGAGGCUAGAGUUCACUCUCGCAAGACUUGAGCGUUGCCGCGGCAACGCUCAGAACUCGCAAGGGGAACCCGGCGGAGCUGCUGGUUGAGCUCCCCAGGUUCUCUCCUGCCUCCCUCCAUGCUGCAGUGGGGCGGGAAGGUGAGAGCAGAGCCGGCGCUCGUAUAGCACCGGCUCUGCAUGAGCCGACAGGGGAGAUCCUGAGAUCUCCCCUGCCGGUCUCACUCCAUAGGCGUGCAAUGGGGAUUAGGGUGUGCCCAUGCGCAUGCCUAUGCCUUUAAUUCUUAUCGACCUUUCAUCGUCAGUGACCAUAAUUAUAGCCGUAUUUUGUUUAACUGAAAGCAACAAGUAGCUGGUAAGUGACAUAAUGAGAUUCAUUUCAUGAGACACUGGGAUUAAGCAGGAAUCAAAGGGAGUAAGGGAUUGCACUUGGUGCAUCUGAAGCAUGCCAAAUUUUAGAUUUUUACAAUACUUCCAAUUUUAACUUCUAUUAAAACAUGCAAGUAGUUUAUCCAGAAGUCUCUUUACCCAUGGCAAGAUGAUAAAAUUAUAACCUGUUGCUGUAGAAAAGACUAUCAGCCAAUGUAUAUCUUUUGCAUAUAACGAUAACAUUUAUUUCAAAUCUUUUAAAGGACCACUCUAGGCACCCAGACCACUUCAGCUUAAUGAAGUGGUCUGGGUGCCUGGUCCAGCUAGGGUUAACCCAUUUUUUAAUAAACAUAGCAGUUUCAGAGAAACUGCUAUGUUUAUGAAUGGGUUAAGCCUUCCCCCUAAUCCUCUAGUGGCUGUCUCAUUGACAGCCACUAGAGGCGCUUGCGUGCUUCUCACUGUGAUUUUCACAGUGAGAGCACGCCCGUCCAUAAAAGCAUUGUAAAUGCUUUCCUAUGCGACGGCUGAAUGCGCGCGCAGCUCUUGCCGCGCGUGCGCAUUCAGCCCAGGAGGAGGAUCGGAGGAGGAGAGCUCUCCGCCCAGCGCUGGAAAAAGGUAAGUUUUUAACCCUUUCCCCCUUCCAGAGCCGGGCGGGAGGGGGACCCUGAGGGUGGGGGCACCCUCAGGGCACUAUAGUGGUCCUUUAAUACAUGCAGCAUUUCUAAUGACCAAGGUGUAGGAAUUGUUAAUAAUUAAUUUACUUGCAAUUCCGUUUGCAGGUGAGUUAUCUUUACUGCAUACAUUAAAUUCACUGCUCAGCAUAUUAGUGGACUGGAUAGACUGACUGAACACCAGAUAAAGUCACUGUUGUAGACCUUUUUUUGUUGAAGUGACACAUGUCAUGAUUCUGUAAAAAGCUAGAGGAAGGGAAAUGAAACAUUCUUUACUGACAGUCACAAGAAAAGGGGAUGUUUCAGACCAACCAAAUUUAUAGCGUCCACUCAUUUGUUCCAUAGUAAUAGUUUAAAAUAGAACAUUACACUUCCAAUUCUAUGCAUUAAUGGAUUACGUUCUUAAAAUUUGUCCCUUUUUAGUGCAAUACCUAAUAUAUUAAAAUAUCUUUCCAAAAAUUUAAAUUAAGAAUAAUGAUGGGGGGCGGGGCCAGGCCAUCAUGGUGGAUGGGUGCACAUGGUGUGUGCUCCUCACCUAAAGAUUUUAAACCCCUGUUUUGCGGUGGGAUAAUUCCCUUUAAGAUUGCUCAAAAGUGCACUUACCAAACCCUGCAAGCUAGGGCACUCACCUGAACAAGUUUUAAGCCUCACCACGGAGCCUGUGGCCUAGGACUGUUUUGCGGCCUACACGCCUGGUGGGAUCCACGGAGGCGAGAAACGGCUGAUCUCCCGGCCUGGACCUGCUGGCACCUGCAGUGUCAGUCCCUGAGCCCUGCUUCUCCCCCCCCCUUUGGACCGGUGGAGGAUAUCCCGUUGAAAUUCUCAGCCUAUAGUUUAAAAUGGCUGCCCCACCAAGGCCUACUGUGACACACGCCUACCCACAGCCACCCACCCAGGUGGCUACACUCCUUCAGGCGUUCGAUCUCCUGUGUGCACAAUUCUGGGCGAAACUCAGCAGCCGGGCACUCACCUGUACUCCUGUGGUUUGAGCUGAGGCACCCUGUGUCCGGUCUGCGGGUCAGCGCUGUGGCACUGAAUCUAUCCGGCGCAUUCCACACACAGCAUCGCAGAGGUGGAGACACAAACAGCGGGCGCACAAGCGCCGAAAACAAAGCAUCAAGAAGCGAGGGUCUGGAGGAACUCGGGCGUUACAGAGUUCCUGGACAAGGAGAAACUGCCACAAAGAGUGACAGCCUAAUCCUGGUCCCUCGUGCUGCCCGUGGAGAGAGAGGGCGUUCACUAUAGAGAGGCUCUGGGAGUGCCAAGGUCGAACCUUGCAGGAAUCUGGAGCUGGAGGGGUGCAUGGCUGUGGUGCGGAUAUGCAGACGAGCAUGGGGACUUUCCGGGCAACACCUUGCUAAUUCCACUCAGAGGAAUUGGUUGAUCCAGGCUUCAGGACUUUACCUGCAAUCUGUGGCCACCCACAUAGGCGGACUCCACCUUGUUUUCCACAGUAUGUCGUGCACAGAGCUAUUGUUGUUAUUGCUAUUAUUUUUGUUAGUCAUAGCUGAUAUUCUCUAAAGUAAUGCAGCAACGUAAACUUUUGUUUCUUCACCAGUGGUCUACUCACAGCGAGCAUAUUGUAUGAUAAAACCACAUAACAUGUUUCACUCUAUAUGUAGCUCAUAACCUUUCUGAAUCUUCAUGUUUACCUAUAUUCCACAUGUCUAGUUAGUUUUUUGAGUCUGGAUUUUUGCGUAACAGUUAGCCAUGUAUGACCAGCCUGAUACUCUUGUCUAAUAUAACUUUAAAAAUGUGCUAUGUUCUUAAAUGCCAUGUCGUCUGUUCCUGAAGUGCUUGCUAUUGUUGCCAUUGCAUGGCAAGCUUGUUUGUAAACCCCUGCACAGAAAAAAAUUAAGAAUUAAAAAAAAAAAUUGAUAAAAAAAUACAUUUUAAAGUGUCCAUUGCAGACAGAAUCGUCCCCACACCAGGAUGAGAUGGAUGGCCUACAACUCUGAGUAUUUCAAAUGCAAACGCUGGCCAGAGAAUCAUGGGAGAUGUCGUUUGCAGCGUCAGGGGGUGGUGGGCUGGAGUUUGAAAUUCCUACUCUAACAGUAAUGUCUUUCAGGUCUGGUCUUAUCUGGCUGAUUUUAUCCGCAUAAUCCUCUAUCGAGCAGAUCCCACAUAGGAUGAUUGGAACUGCUCAGUAAAAUAAGUCUUACUAUGGCUGCUAUCUGUUUAUACACAACACUGUUCACCGUUUAGUGAACUGAGCUGUAGAAUUCUUUCGGAAAUCCAGUUGACGACUAUUGCAUAAUGCACAUCUCUCAACGCUGUCUUACAACUAUAAUAAGAGCAUGAGUGUUAGGAUGCUGUCUUACCAUCGGGGUAUAAACCAUUUCCCAAUGCUUUAACUGGGAAAUGAAUCCUGUAGUGCCCGACACAACUGUCACAAUGGAUUCUCUAGUUCCCUUACUUUCUGCCACUGUAGUAUGAGAAACUUUAGCAGAGUGGCCAGUGAUGGGCUGAGUGCAUCAACCCAUUGAGAUAAGUGGUAUGUACUAUUUCUUUAAAUGGCAGGCCAGUAGUCGGCUGAGAGCAUUAGCAGGAAUGUAAGAUGGAGCAUGAUCCCUUCUGCUCCCAUAACAUUGAAUUAACUAAAAAUGUUUGGUGGGAGAAAGUGUUCCGUUAAUUCCCAUUUUGUUUUAUGUUAAGGAAUUUGGAUACGAUACCACUCAUGAUCUUUUUUUAAUUUUUUUUAAUUUUUUUAUUUUUGUGCAUCCUUGGAAGUGCUUGUAUGGUGUUUUUGUUUGUGGGGAAGUCACAGCUGAUUGUCGCAUAUAUUGAUAUAAGCCCCAAAUUCUCUGAACUGACUGAUGUACUCUGUAUAUCCAGUUCAAUAUAGUGGUUAUAGUGCCAGGAGUGCUUUCACAUUGUUAGUAGUCAAAUAGUUUUAGCAAAAAUUAAACACUUAUUGAUAGAGGGAGAAAAAACACAUCAACUAAUUAAAUCAAAUAGUGUUAAAUCAAUAGGGAUUCUACAUCCCACCUUGUGAGAAUAUCCUAUUAAGAAUGACUAAGUGUACAUCAUAAACUUUGAUUUUAAUACCUAUAAAGUGGUCUUAUUGAUAUGAAACAUUUCUCAUUUAUCACAAUAAAUAUAUAGAUUCUUAGUCAAUGUACUGCCCUCCUUCCCCUUUUAACCAAAAAAAUCAACUAGUAAACUGCAUUUUAAUCUAGCCAUUCCUGGGCUUUUUCCAAAUUGUCUAUUGUAACACAGCCAGUUUUUUGUUACAAUGUAGAGGCGAAAGGGGAAACCCCAAGCAUAUUUAAGCUUUAAAUACCGAAGGAGAUCAGUUAGAAAUUUUUAUUUUUUAUUUUGUCUUGUGUCAACUGAUCUUGAAACAAGGCUAUUUUCUCAUGUUUUGGGUCUUUUAAAUUAGAAUUCCUGAAACCCAUCAUAUUUUGUUUUGUUUUUUGUGUUAAUGGAAAAAUUGUAAAUCUAACAAUGACAUCUCGGGGAAUGUCUUCAGGGAGAUUUUUCUGUUUAAAUGUGCGAUUGGGCCCUCUAUACAAUCCAGCGUUUUGUUUUUCUUCCAACCCUAGAGCAGUAAAAAGAUUCCACAAAUAUUUUGUUUAUGUUGUUCAUUUUAUUUCCCUGAAAUUCCCCUGAUCGGAAGAUUCUUCCUUAUCGUUCAGUAUUCAGCCUCUGAUUUUAGUUUCAAUAACCAUAUUUUAAACUUCUAACUAUUUAUUUUAACCUUUGAUUCCUCCUGGUUAAAUUCAAUGGAUUCCUCCCUAUUAUGCAUAUUUUGUAUUAUUUCUUUUAUGCUGCUCAUUUCCUCCUUUAUUGAACCUGGAAGUAUUUUUUUAACUCUUGUUUUAAGUUGUAUCAGUUGUGCGUCCAUACUUUGUUGUAGUUUUGCUUGGGUUGUAAAAUAAUUGUGUCCAAGUGGCUGAGCUGAGUGAAGGGGGGUGGGUCUCUCUUCAUUAUAUUACUUGCAUCAUUAUUAAAGGAGAAUUGCAAAUACGCUGAGAUCCUUUUUUCCUCUUUUAUCUUCUUGAAUUUUUUUUCUAAUUGUGUUUAGAUUCUGGAUUCCUUUUAGAAGCCAUUUUACUUUUAUAUUUUAGUGAUCUUGUUUCUCAUCAAUCUAGUACUGCUUACCCUUUAAAAAAAAAAAAAAAAAAAAUAUUUCUUUAUUCCAAGACAGAAGAACAAAGAUAAUGCAAACAAAGGAAAUACACACACAUUGCGUACAAUCAAACAUUUGUACAAUCACAACUGCUUAUCCCUGUACCUCCUUUUUGUCCUUCUUCUGCAGUUUCUUUUAUGGAGACUAUUUUUUUCUCCUUUCUUAUUUUUGUAUCACUGCCUUUUAAUUAAAUUGCAAGCAACUUCACCAAGGAAGUAUACAGAACCAGAUAAGGUGGAGCAGCACAAAAUAUUAUAUAAUCUAUUACUGUAGUAAAGAUGCAUUUAUUCUAUAAAAUCCACAUUGUAGGAAAGAAAUACAUCCAAUGAUUAGCUACCAUCAGACUGCCGGAAAAGAUCACUUAUCCAGCACUAUUUCAUUAUCAAGCCCCUGUGUGCUACUGGAUUUAUACCCCUUGCCUCUGGUAAGAUUAAUAUACAGAUCUCCAGCUUUUUAAUACAGGGUGGCCUGUACGUCCCUACCUAUCCAUAUAUCUUAUGUAUCGUGUGUGUGUGUGUUUUUUUUUUUUUUUAUGUCUCCAUUUUUCAAAUGUUGCUAUCCAGCAGUGAUAAAUCUGCAAACAUUGUGGAGACUGUUAUAAGACACUGACAACCUCUCCUGACAGCUUAUUGUGUGCUCUGCGUGGGACACCUACCACCUGAUCGCACUACAUUUUCUAUCUGUUCGGAAGGAUUUUCGUGUAUACAAACUUGGAGUUCUUCAGUUUUAGUUCUUGCAUAAUAUGUCAGUGUGACAAAAUUAUUUAUAUACUGAGAUAGAAAUAUUUUGCCCAUCUGUCCCCUACUGGGAUUAUUUUUAUUAUCUUUCUUUCCUUCUUUUUUUUUUUUUUUUUUCAGGAAAAGUGAUGCCCUGAAAGUAUAUUCUGUUUGUGUGAGAACCCUUUAAGAAUAUUCUAUCAAUUCUGAAUUUAAAAAAAUCUGUUUCAUUAGUGAUUUAUCAAGUAUUUGUGUAUUCAUGCACUUUGUACACAUUUGUUAUUUAUACUUGAUGCUUUUGUUUAUAUUUAUUUGCUACGGUCUAUGUAUUCUUAUACAAUAAAUUAUUCUUCUGCUAUUGUAAUGUUUGACAGUAUUUUGUGAUGCUCUCCCCUUAUGUAGUUCUAUAUAUUUUCCUGACUAUUUUUCAGUUAGUCACCCUUUUUUUUUUUUUUUUUUAUAGAGGGGGGGGGGGGAGGGAGGGGGAUUGCACACAAUAGCAGCAUCUCUUGAACCAGUGUGAUGUGUGUUCCCGAUAUUUGCAUUUCUUAACUUUUUUUUUAUAUACGUUUUUCUACCCCGGUUGGUAUUUUUAUUUUUUUUAUCUCUGCUGAAGCAACUUCACCAUCAACUACUGUGGACAACUCGCAGCGUUUAUAAUUGCAGAGUGUGUCUUAAGAUAUUUUAUGUACUUUAUGUAUCUACAGAAUUUCACAAUCCACUUUUAUUAGAGGAUUAAAAGAUCCAAAAGUAUAGGCAGACGCAAUACUCAGGAGGAAAGUUAAUCAGUUUCAGAUCAAUAUAGCACGGUAGAUGCAGUAGUGGGUUUUCUCCCUUGACUUUAUCUCCAAAUUCUAGUCCUGUCAAGUGCACUCUCAGCGAUGUCCUGCUUCAAGGCCUCUGGGAAAGCCCACAAUCACUUUCCCGCAUAAAUCUGUGUGUAAGAAUCCUUGAAAAAUACUGAUUCUCUGUCUACUUUAAGAUCCAAGUCCCUUUUCAAUUGGAAGUAUGUCUUUGGCCAGGAACAUCUUAGCAGCCACGCUUGCUCACCAGAGCCUUGGAACCUUACGGAUGCUCCACCCACAGUGUUCUACGUCAUGUCUACCGUUUUAGAACAGUUUGACUUUUUACAUGGAGUCUGCCUGAUGUAAGCUAUGCAGUGCUUAGCUUAGAAAUCUAAUGGAAGCUACACACCAGAAUACUGCUUGGAGUGUCCCCUUUAAGGUCUUUUUCUGAACUUUGUUUAUUUUAUAACAUUUGUGCUGUUAAGUGCAUGUUGUUACUGAAGACACACAUUCAAUUCACUUGGAUUAAUGAAAUUCAUUUUGAUAGUCACGUGCUGCAUACCUAAUCUCUAUUAUAUGAUGAAUAACCAUAAAACUAUAAUGUGUCUGAAAUAGAGAACUAUCUUUACAGUGUGAUUUGCCUCCAAAGCCUUUUAUUCGCACCCGUUUGGCCAACUCACGCUUGCAGGACUUCUCGAGGGCGGCUCUCUUCCUUUGGAUAAGCCUGCCUACCGCCAUUAGACUCUCCCUUAGUCUUCAAUCAUUUAAGAAGUGCCUUAAAACCCAUCUCUUUUGUAAAGCUUAUGUCCUCCCAGAGUAACCUCUACCUCACAUACCUGUCUCUUGCUCUCUCCUAUAGGGCAACACUCUAAACUCUCCUCUAGCUCUGCCUCACUCCCACUUUAUUUGACUUCCAUUUCCUGCCCUAUUGUGUUUUACACCCCACCUCUUAUAGAUUAAGCUCGUUUGAGCAGGGUCCCCUUUAACCUAUCGUUCCUGUAAGAUUUCUUUUAAUUGUCCUAUUUAUAGUUCAAUCCACCCCUUAUAAUAUUUUAAAGCGCUAUGGAAUCUGUUGGCGCUAUAUAAAUGGCAAUAAUAAUUUUUAAAAAUUUCAUUUAUUUUGAAAAAAAUCGAUUUUUACCCACUGUGAUUUGCUGCAUUCAUAAAUAUUUUCAUAUGUGUAGAUGAUGCACUUUAAUAAUAUUGAUACACACAAAAAAUCCCAACCUUAUAGGGUUACUCCAAACACUAUAACCACUCUGGCCCAUUUCUGGGGUUUACAAUAGUCUGGGCACCAAGGCUCUUCUGGUGAUGUGCUUCGUCAAAGCUGAAAAAGCCAGGUGCUGAUCCAUCGCCAUUCAUUGCCUGAGAGUGUCAGCUGACUGCGCUCAGGCAGUGUAUGUAAUUCUAUGCUUACAUGCUGCGAUGAUGAUGAUGCUGGUGGUAGUUACACCUACCCGAAGAAAUGAGAUUAAAUUCAGUAUGUUCAGCAUUUCGUUGCAAAAUGCUGUACAUCUCGACUUCAGACCAUGAGCACUUCAAAUCACUGAUGGAUUACAAAUCCUUUUUAAACAUAUAGGGAAGAGAAUCGAAGGGUCACUCUAAGACAGGCGUCCCCAAAUUCUGGCCCUCCGGAUGUUGCUGAACUACAACUCCCAUGAUUCUAUGAAUGAAAUAGGCUGAGAAUCAUGGGAGUUGUAGUUCAGCAACAUCUGGAGGGCCGAAGUUUGGGGAAGCCUGCUCUAAGAUAACAAGAUGAUGGUUGAAUAUUGGGCAUUGAAGGGAAGAUAUUUUUUACUUUUUUUCCCUUCCCAUUGUCAUUCCUUUACAAGGGUGUGUGUGGAUUGAACAGGCAUGGUGGAACGGAAGUGGACAAGUUAAAACAAAGCACAUUGGCAAAAUUGCUGUGUAAUGUAUGCAUGAUUUAAAUAUAUCUGUAUAGUUGUGAUGGUUAUCCUUUGGCAUAGCAGUUGUUUCCACCAGAACAACUGCCUGAAUUUCCUUAAUCAGCUAUUGUGCCACAGAUUGGCCAUCAUUAGUACAUAAUAAUAAUUUUGUGUGUUUGUGAUCGUUCAUUAAUACCAUAGUGCUUAGUACUUACUGGUGUAGAUGGGCAAAAUCUAACACACUUUCAGGAACUUGGCACUGUAAUUUUCCUGAGACAGUGAUAACUGAAAAUUGACUUGAAACCUUAAUUGUAAAAUUGCUCUGAAUUAUUAUUUUUUUUUCAAAUCUACAAUUUUUGCCUGAAUUUCCCAAAUGGAGUUUUAAAUUUAGACUGUAACCUCUUUUGAGCAGGACCAUCACCACAUUAUGUUCCUGUACAUACAACUUUUCUAGUUAGAGGGUUACUCCGAGCAUCAUGACCAGGUCAGGAAUUAAACGUGGCCAUAGUGUCUGGAGUAGGUAUGUGCAGCUUUUCGCUUUGAAAUACAGCCUGUAAGGAGUUUAACGUCUCUGCUGUAAUGGUGUAACUCCACCACUAGCAAUGUCUUUAGACAUUUUGGGACUACCUCUAGGCUGGCUAAUAUGAAUUCUGUGCAUAUUUCUAUGCCCAGAUGCUUGUUCAUUAGCUGAGAAUGGUCAGCUAAAAUUCUCAGCAAAUCAAUGAGCGGCAGCAUUGCAGCUCUGCGGAAGCCGGAUGUUGUAAACCUAACCUCAGAGCAGACCUGGAGCUCUGCAGGGACAUAAGUAAGAGAGAAAACUGUUGCUGAAUUAUUUCCCAGUUACCGGGAAACGGGGCUACAGUACUUCUCUCAUCAUAACCACUACAUGUGGUUGUAGUGGUUAUGAUGGUUGAACCAAGCCUUUAAACUGCUUUUAUUUGUUUGCCUGCUUAAUGUACAGAACUAUGUAGGAGCUCUAUAAUUGGCAAUACAAUUAUUAAACUUUUUACAUCACAUUUUAUGAGAGAAUAUGUGUAAAAUGCUUACUUGCCCACAGGUUGAUAUUUUCAAUGGGGAUUUAAGAUAAAUGCAGCUCACUUUCUGGUCACUUUUAUCCUGCGUUCUCCUAUCAUUUUUACAUACACAGCUGUUACCGUGUUUUUUCUUGGUUGCUGGGUAACUGCUGUGCAUGCAAAUAUCACAGACAUGCUGGGAACAGUGAGCUGGGGGAAGAAUAAAGCUGCAGAUCAAGUAAAACUGGGAUCUGCAUACAAAUAUAUAUACUAGACGUGUGUGGUUUUGACUGAAUUCCAAUUUGUUCUAAUUUUGGGCAAUCAUCAAUAUCACAAAACAAUCGAAACGGCCAGUAGAUGAGCUGUUUUUUGUUUUUCAUGAUUGAGUUCUGUCCAUAGAACCCGAAGAAGAGGAGAGGUGGGCAGGUGAACAUCUAAGUUUCAAAAUGCCACUCAAGUGAUCAAAAUGCCAUUGGGUCUCCCCAUCAUUAGAUCCAGUGAGAGAAUCUAGUUGAAGUGUUCUCUGUGGAUUUAAAGGGCUGUAUGCAGCGCUGACUUUCAGCACUGCAUGCAGCUCAUCAAGAAGUCUGGGCCCACUAAAAAUGGCCACAGCUGACAGAGGGGAGCCCCAGUUAUCUGUUGAUACAUGUGUUUCCUGGUGUGUAAGCAGGGUUUUAACACUAUAUUGCCAUCUGUUGAUGAGAUUGACAUCCUCAUUAAAAGAGCUGCAUGCCUGUCUCAUGUUGAGCUCUGCAUGCAGUUCAUUUGUUAGAUUGGAGCCACUAAACGUAGCCCAGCUGACAGAGGGGAGCCCCAGGUGUGUUUUCUGGUGUGAGCAGACAUUUAACCCUUUGUAACACUGAGGAUUUAAAUCCCUAUUUAAGUCCCUAAUUGCAGCGCUCACUUUGAGCUCUGCAAACAGAGCAUAGGUCUGUCUGGGGCCACUGCUAAGUUCUCUGACAUUUAGGAGUUAAAGGAACUGUAUAGGUAAAAAAAAAUGCAUAUCCUUUUUUUUUUCUCCAACAGUAAACCUAGUGUCACUGAAUGCUUUUCCCUCCCAAAUAGUGUAAAAUGAGCUUUAGAAGUACCUAUUUUAAUCUAUACUAUGAUCAGAUUCUCUGCUCUUCCUCUGAUUGCAUGGCAUGUCUCCCUGCUUUCUGUACUUCAGCCAGACUCCAUUUUUUAUGAUAAUCAGUAAUGUCAACCGUUACUGGGUGUGCCUGAGUUUCACUCAGCUCAACACUUGCCCUCAAUGCCUCGGCUCAAGUCUCCUCGGAGUCCUCAGCAUUCAGACACUAGAACUUACAAACCACAUCAUACACACAGAAUCAUUUCCUCACCACAUUAGGUAUCUUAUAGUGUCAUAUGUGUAUUAGAAAUAAAUAUAAAGAGACACACUCAUACCUAUAGAGCUUUAUGUUAUCUCUCUCUGUCUUAGAAAGUUGAUUAACAGGGGUUGGAGGGGAAGGGGUUAACAUUGGGUAGUGAGGUUGGCUGGCAGGGAAGGGGUUAACAUUGGGUAGUGAGGUUGGCUGGCAGGGAAGGGGCUAACACUGGGUAGGGAGGCUGGCUGACAGGGACUAGAGGAGAAUGUAUUACUUGCAUUACAAGGAGGAAGGGAGAGGAGCACAUAUGGGCUCUAGUUGCAGUGCUGUGAGCAUUCUUUGCACUAGAUAAGACAUACCUCUAUUUUCAUUGGGUGCAAAAGGUACAUUUCUUUCAGAGAGUGGGAAUCUGGAACAUGUUGAAAUUUGAGAGGGAGGUGGCUAAGGAGGCUGUGUUACACUGCUUAAAUCAGCAAAACAGUUUACAGCACUGCAGAAAAACUACACAGAAUUGAAUGAAAAGAAACUAGCCACAGGUAAUUUGAGCCUAUUAUCUUCAAUUUAACCUUACCUUAUUUUGCUGCCUAUUGUGUCCCUUAAGGACCAAACUUCUGGAAUAAAAGGGAAUCAUGACAUGUCACACAGAGGUUAAAUAACUUUAUUACAACCAUAGUCACACCUCCCUGCAUGUGUGCAUGUGACUAACACAGCCUUCCUAAAUACUUCCUGUAAAUAGAGCUUUAUUGUAAACUCUGCUUAACCCCUUAAGACCGGAGGGCGUACUAUUACGCCCUAUUUUAGGCGUCUCUAAACGCCGCCGGGCGUAAUAGUACGCCCUGCGGUCUUUCAUUACUUACUCCCAGGGAGCCCCCCGCGGCAUGUCCGACCCCCUGGAAGCCCCCCCGGCCAUGUGAGAGUGAGGUCCUUGCGAGGACCUCACAAUCACAUGGCCGGGAUAGCUGGCUUCUGUAUUGCCAGCAGGGGGGCUGCCUGUAAUGGCAGGUGGUCCCCCUACUGGCUGAAAAUAAAAUCAAAUAAAUGUUAAAAGUGUAAAAAAAUAUAUAUAUACACACACAUACAUAUAUAUAUAUAUACAUAUAUAUAUAUAUAUAUAUAUAUAUAUAUAUAUAUAUAUAUAUAUAUAUAUAUAUAUAUAUAUAUAUAUAUAUACGUACACUGUAUAGGUGUAUUUUACUAUUUAAAAAAAAAAAAUAUAUAUAUAUAUAUAUAUAUAUAUAUAUAAAAAUAUCAAAUUACACGUAGACUGAUACUGAUUAAAUAUAUAUAAUUAUUGUUAUAUAUAUUUAUAUAUAUAAUAUAAAAAAAUUAAAUAUGUAAAUACGUUAAAAAAUAAUUCAAAAAUAUAUAGAUGUUAUUUCGUUCUAACUGUAUUGUGAUAUUAAUAUAUAUAUAUUUAUAUCAAAAUACAUGUAGAACGAAAUAAUAUAUAUAUCUAUAUACAUAAAUAUAUACGUAUAUAUCACUAUAUAUAAAUCAAAAUAUUUUAAAAAAUGAUAUAUAUAUAUACAUAUUCACAUAUAUAUAUAUUAAUUCUACAUAUAUAUUUAUGUAAUAAUUUUACAUAAUUGGGUAUCUUAAUUAAUUACAAUUAGCAGGACCUGGCUGACAACCCAUGCCGAAAGUAAAGGGAAUUUAAUUUGCUAGCACUAUAUUUAACCCUAUAACUUUCCAAGACACCAUAAAACCUGUACAUGGGGGGUACUGUUCUACGGGGGAUUUCGCUGAACACAAAUAUUAGUGUUUCAAAACAGUAAAAUGUUUUACAACUAUGAUAUCGCCAGUAAAAGUGACGUUUUUUGCAUUUUUCAUGCACAAACAGCACUUACACGGACGAUAUUAUUCCUGCGAUACUUUUUACUGUUUUGAAACACAAAUAUUUGUGUUCAGCGAAGUCUCCCGAGUACAACAGUACCCCUCAUGUACAGGUUUUAUGGUGUUUUCAAAAGUUACAGCGUCAAAUAUAAGGCUUGUGUUUCAUUUUUUCACAUUAAAAUUGCCAGGUAAGUGCGUUGCCUUUGAGACCCAAGAAUGAAAAUUACCCCUAUGAUGGCAUACCAUUUGCGUAGUAACCCAAGGUAUUGCAAGCGGGGUAUGUCCAGUCUUUUUUAGUAGCCACUUAGUCACAAACACUGGCCAAAAUUGGCGUUUUUGCAUUUUUCACACACAAAUACUAACGCUAACUUUGGCCAGUGUUUGUGACCAAAUGGCUACUAAAAAAGACUGGACAUACCAUUUGCAAUACCUUGGGUUGUCUACUAUUGCAAAUGGUAUGCCAUUAUGGGUGUAAAUUUCAUUCCUGGCUACUAUAAAGUCCCAAAGGCAACGUAACCAAUCUGGCGAAUUUCAAUUUCAAAUGUAACGUGCUAUAUUUGACCCUGUAACUUCCCAAAAUGCUAUAAAACCUGUACAUAGGGGGUACUGUUUUACACGUGAGACAUCUCUGAAUACAAAAAUGUAUCUUUUAUUGCAGUAUCUUUUUAUUUUAAGUGGUUAAAAUACUUUCUCCGGAAAUAGAUACUUUAAACACCCAUAAAGCAAAUUAGCACCCUUAAGUGUUUCAGGGGUCUGGAUUGUCUCAUUUAUGGAAACGCGUUCAUUCUCUUUGGCAACAUAAAUCAGUAGGAGGGAUCAAAGGAGAGAAAAUAAGUUGGUUUUCUUGAAAUUUCAUUUUUUCAUUGUUUUGUUGUGGUGGUGGAGUGGGUGGUUGCCUGUUCUCAUGUACUGACAAAAGAGGUUCCUUAUAGUUCAUGUGUUCUUAAUAUAUCCAGACCUUGUAGUUUCAUGUGUAACAAAUUACAAAUUUAGUUUAUCUACUGAAAAAGCUAUACUUUUUUUAUUUCAAGCCCAAUAUUUUUUUAUACACACUGCAUUUUAUGCUCCCACUGUAUCAACAUUACUUUUAGUUUUAUAAGAGUGUUUUUUCACUGAACAUUUUCAUGUCGCUUUAAAGGACAACUAUAGUGCCCUGAGGGUGCCCCCACCCUCAGGGACCCCCUCCCGCCAGGCUCUAUGGGGAGGAAGGGGUUAAACUUACCUCUUUCUCCAGCGCCGGGCGGGGAGCUCUCCUACUCAUCUCCGCCUCCUAUGCUCCUCUUCGGCUGAAUGCGCAUGCGCGGCAGGAGCUGCGAGCGCAUUCAGCCAGUCUCAUAAGAAAGCAUUCAUAAUGCUUUACUAUGGACCCUGGCGUCUUCUGACUGUGAUUUUCACAGCGAGAAGCACGCAAACGCCUCUAGCGGCUGUCAGUGAGACAGCCAUUAGAGGCUGGAUUAACCUAUUUAUAAACAUGGCAGUUUCUCUGUGCAUACAGCUUGAUCCUCAUCCCCUCCCAUACCUGGCUGCUCUUUGCACAGUUUGCUCUUGGCUAAUAGGCAUUCAGCUCUUCUCUAUCACCAGCAUUUGAUGGCUAUCCAGUCAAAUGGUUCUCUGUGAGAAAUAUUUGAUUGGACAGUUUCCAGGUUGGAAAAAGGAAGUCAGAUCUGCAGCUAAUACAGCUUAUAAAAAAAAACCUUUUUGUUCAUAUGAAUAGAUUUUCUACUGGCCAGUUGCUAGAGGGAAAGUGGACAUAUCUGAGUACUGUUACUCUUUUCUAGAGAGUAUUGCAAUGGUUUGAGUAGGAUGCCCAAUUGAACUUAAUUUAGAGGAAAGAUGUUCUUUAAAGGGAUUCUCUAGUGCCAGGAAAACAAACCCGUUUUCUUGGCACUAGAGAAUCCUGGCGUGCCCCCCUCCUAUGUCGCUGAAGGGGUUAAAACCCCUUCAGACCCGUAAAUCCACCGCUGAUUUCCCUCUGCACUGGUGACCUCUCCUUCCCCUCCAACGUCAGCUCCCGAGUGGAGCUACAUGCGCGGUCAGAGCCACGCACGUAUUCAAACCAUCCAUAGAAAAGCUUUACUCAAUGCUUUCCUAUGAACGUUCUGCGUGCUCAAUGCGACUUUCGCAUUGAGCGUCGCGGAAGCACCUCUAGCGGCUGUCAGGAAGACCUCCACUAGAUGCUGGAUUAACCCUGCUAUGUUUACAGCUGCAGGGUUAAAACCUGGGGGAUCUGGUACCCAGACAGCUUCAUUGAGCUGAAGUGGUAUGGGUGACUAUAGUGGUCCUUUAAAGAAAAGUUAUAGUGCAGUUUUGAACGUAGGGAUGCCUAGUCGACCUUUCUGAAAAUCAACAAUGUGAAAACAGAGUUCUGGAGAAGAUGAUCACCCCAAUCCUCACUGAGUUCCUUUAGACAAUUGGACUCCCUGGACUGUAUCUAAAGCAGGGGUACCCAAAAGGUAGAUACCCAUAAGUUGUAGUACUACAAGUCCUAUGAUGCUUAACAAGCCUUUAGAAUGAUAAAGCAUCAAGGAAGUUGUAGUUUUAAAACAUCUGGGGAUCUACCCUUUGGACACCCCUGAUCUAAAGCAUUUUUUUUACAUCAUACAUAAAUCGUAGUCCACUGCACCUUCUGCCUCUGGGGAAAAAACAAAUACUUAGGUAUUUAAUAACUAAUAUUAGGACUCUUUGUUUUCACAGAUACACUGCUCCUAUUACAUGAUUGUCUAUUAUUCUGUAUCCACAUCAUUACAGUGUACUAAGAAGUGAAUUGAGCAAUUGUUAUUGUAUAAACAUUACAUGCUGCACCCCAAAUAUUCAAUUUGUACUCAUAAUAUUUAUAUUUUUUCUGUAGAAUUUCAUAAACAUUAGAGUGACAAAAAAAGGUAAGUUUUAAGAAACUUCUAUUGGAGGUAUUCUUUUACUGGGGGUAUUGGACACUUAAUAUAUUCUGGCACUUUAUUCUAAUAGUAUGAAUAAAGCCUAAAUCUUGGUGAGGUGAGUUCGGUGCUAAGCUAUUUGACCACUUCUCUGAUGUUUGUUACUGUGGCUCGGUGGGUUCAGUGAGCUGUGCAACAUUGUGGCGAUGGAUGUUACAGCCAUUAGGGAUGGAUGAUUUAUCAAAAUAUGAUAUAGGGUGAAGAGGUUUGCAAAUGGUGUAAUCACCUGUGUAAUGUACAUUGGGGUUGUAUUAUUUUCAUGUUGACUUUCCACACAAUUUAAACUUUGAAUCACUUUUCAGAUUUUAACACUGAUUCCCAUUUGUUUAAAAAAUCUUUGAGGACAGGAGAUUCUGAGUGCUCUACCUGUCUGAGAGUAGUUCCUGGUUAAAUCAUGAUUAAUUAGGCAAAUUUUUCUCUUGGGAUUGGUCAAGCCAUAUGCUAAUGGUAGCUUAUGUCGGCACCAUAGAUGUUUGUGAGCUAUAUGUCCCUUGAUGUUUACUCCGCUUUGUCUGGCUGAACUUGUGGGAAAUGCAUUUCUCAAGCAUUGGUUGCAUAGUAAGUAAUAACUGCCCUGGACAGUGUUUUGAAUGGUCAUAGUCCCAAGUCACAAACGCUGAUGACCUGUAUAAAUCAGUGUUACAGAGUGGUAUUGGGCUUGGUUACUCCUAGUUUGGUUACUAUUUUUGUUAGGUAUGCUUGCUGUAUAAGUGUCCCUUUUUUAAUGAAGUGCUACUGGAGGAUUCUCUGAUUUCCCUAUAUUCUGUUUAGUACAAUGAAUGAAAUAAGGAAUUCUAUUCUGUAUAUGGCAUUAGUCCUUUCAUGCACAGAUUCCUCAUGAAUGCACUUCUGAGUCUGACACUGAAAUUUGCUAUAUCAUUACAGAACACUACACAGUGUUUAAUGCUGGAGUACCCGGUAUUAUUUCAUGCUGAGCUGUGUGAGUGGGUAAUCACUGGCUCAGCCAAUUAGACUAAUUUUCUCUGGCAGGGAUAUUCUAAAACUAGCUGUAUAUGAAGUGCAUGAGUAAAUAGUGUAAAACAUUAAUGGCUGUAUACAGCACAGUCCGUAUGCAUUUUCACGGUAGGAAUCAUCAGAUGCUGGGUGUCUAUCCUAAUAAGUUUGUCAAGUCUGUUUUGCAGUCAUGAGUGCUUAUCAGUUUGGUUGAACACUAAAUAUAGUGCUCUGCUAUUAGGAAUUCACACUUCUGUUACCAUCUUGGACACAUCACUAGUAAAAGUGUAAUGUUUAAAGUGGUGGCUAUACAAGCCAAAACCUCAACUAUGCCUCAUCCAUGUUUUAUUGCUUGGGUAGUGUCUUCCCUAUUAUGUUUACAUAUUUACUUUAGCCAAGUUUUCUGUCACUUUUAUAAAGGUUGAUUUUCAUCUGAUCUGUCCAUACAUAGUUGUUUUUUGUUUUUAUUUAAUUGCUUUUCAGAUGUCUUCAGUUCGGCUAUUCUAUAGUUGAGGCAUUGUUUUGUUGUGUGCAGCUUGUGAUAAACUCUUUCAGUGCAGUCUGUCCAUUGUCUACAAGUAUUUAUUUAUUUUUAUUUUUUAAAUUUUUUUUAUUAUGAACCAUUCAUUUGUGCAAUAUCAUUGAAUAAAUGGAAUAAUUAAGCUUAGUGGGCAGUCUAGGUGGGCCAAGAUUAUCAUCAGUCACUGUCUUCUUAUCUGUAGUAUUUCAAAGUUGGGAAAAGGGGGCUGAUAAUAAAAGGACACUAUCUCUUAGCUCACACUUAUCUUUCCUUAGCUGAGCUGAGUAUGUACGCAGAGUCUGUUUGAUAAGUUAGUUGCGUGGUGAAAUGUUUGAACUAUGGGGAAGUGGGGCAUUACAUUUGGAAAGCUGCAAAAAAAAAAAAAAUUGAAUUUGAAUGUGGAGAAAAUGUGUUACACCCCUCCCAAUGUAACUAGUCAAACUGUUUGCUUCAGUUUUUACCUGGGGUCUGCUGGGACUUAGUCCCUGCCUCUCUGCAACUUGAGGUUCUUAGUCCAAGUUAAGCUUGACAGUGCAGGGUUUAGCUCAUUGAUUGAGAGCGAUCAGCUGACACCUCAACCAAUCAGCUGACCCUGCACUGCAUGGCUUAUUUCGGGAUAAUCGCUGCAUGGCUUAUUUCGGGAUAACAAAAACUCCUCAUAGGAGGAGCUUCCGGGUAUUAAUACAGGAAGAGGAGAGGCAGGGAUCAGUACCUGACGGACCGCAGGUUAGUCAGAGAGCUUCCGGCUCUCCUUUGUUGGUAAAGGAGCAGCGCCCUGAGAACCCCAGGUAAGAAGUCAAACUGUUGUAAGUGGUUGUGAUGUAAGGGCACUCCUUACACCAUAACCACUAUGGUAAGCUGUAGUGGUUUUGGUGCUUGGAGUGUUCCUUUAAUGUAGUGGUCUUGGUACCGAGAUGCUGUCCUUUCACUCUGACAAGUGUAAGCAUUGCUAUUUCUGACUAAUUAAAGUUUUAAAUUUGUUAGUCAGUGUGCUUCAGGUGACCGUCAGUCAGAGAACCACUAAAUGCACUUCCUAGUGAAUAAUGAAAUAAUGUAAAGGCUUCACGUUUUGUUUCAUUCUGUAGUUACACUUCCCUGUAGAGAAGAGUGUUUCUCUGUGAGGUGAAUCUCAUUGGCACAGCAUUUGCCACGUGUGCAAAUCUCUCUCUACUAAAAGGAUUUGAAUUAUUUCUUUACAGAAAAGUGCAAGGGCACUCUGGGCACCAUAAACACUUCUGUGGUGGUUCUUCUCUCAGUGACUGACUCAUUAGAGGUAGUCUGCUGUGUAUGAUCAGAGUGGGCCCAAAAGACCACAGCGAACAAACAAAAAGGUAACCUAGCUAAAUGCAGGUGUUGCGGGAUCUUUCAGACUGUGCUAUAAAAAGUUAAAAGUGCAGCAAUCUUGUGACUAGAACUGUGCAAAAGGUUUCUGCACUGUCUCACAGGAAUGUUUGCAAAGCCUAUUAACCUCUUUCUGUCCAUGCAGAGUUGAGGAUGUGUGUGUUGAUUGUAUAUAUUUAAUCACAUGGAAGUGUUCCAUGUUUUUUUUUUCUCUAUUCCCUUUGGUUGCAUCAUCUUUUUGUGUUCAUUAUUUUGCAUUUGGGUUGCUAUUGGAGACGUGAGUUAACAUUCACAGACGAUAGCAAACAUUUUCACAGUGCUCAGUUGCAGCUUGAUUUUCUUAUGUGUGAAUUACAAACAGUCUAAUGCAGCAUUUCCCAAACCAGUCCUCAAGACCCAGGUUUUGUUAGGAUCUUCAUUGGAAUAAAACGGCGUAAUACAUAAAUCCUGGACUGUUGGUGGGCCAUGAGGACUGGUUUGGGAACCACUGGUCUAAUGUAUGAUUCUGCAUUUACCUUUAAGAUUAUAAGUUUGUGUUUUUCUCCCUUGCCCUUUUGGAGACAUGAUCGCUCUCUAGUGGAAAAACUAUAACGCCAGAUGGAGCUAUACAAGUGAUAUGCAAAGUGGUAUUAAUACCUCUUUCCCUUUGCCACCUUGUAUUCAGCUGCUGACUUACAUGAAAUAAAAAUGCCAAAUUAUCUUCCAGUGCAAAUACAGCAAAUUACUAUUGUGUAUCACCUGCAUUACUCAAGUUGUACCUAAAGGGGUAGUUCUUGGACAAAGUUACUUGGGAAAUCAUGUUUCCACAUCUAUCCCAGAGUUCCCAGUUUAACAUGCAAAUGACAGACAGGCAUCGUGCAUACAGACUUUCUGCAGAUACCCUUACAAAUGGAAUAUAUAUAUAUAUAUAUAUAUACACAAAUACACACACAUAUAUUGUUGAAAUUACAUUGAAUGUGGUUGAAAGACUGGUUUGGUUUGGCACUGAUGAUCCAUAUGUCUCUGUCUCUCUCUCUCUUUAGUACUGGCAUAAAGCAUGCUUCCACUGCGAGACCUGCAAAAUGACUCUGAACAUGAAGAACUACAAGGGAUAUGACAAGAAGCCGUACUGCAGCGCGUAAGUAACGGUUAUUAAUUUGCUUCCAGCUUGGCAUACAUAUUGAGCACACUUGUGCUGUUGCACAACCACAGACAGUGGGGGCAUUGACUGUGAGAGAUGGGAGCAUUUAUUAAAAUAACAGGACCACUCACUGGAACAAGCAUAUGUUAACAAGAUGCUUUAGAAGUUAUCAAAAUUUUAUAUAUAAGGGUAUUAAAUCCCUCCAUAUUAAAUGUUAUAGGUCUCCUAAUAUAUGACAAUAUAUCAACUGGCUUAAUGCCUCCCCUGAUGUCACUAUUUGCCAUUAGAAAAAAAGAAUUAUGAGAGGGAACGUAGAUUACUAAAGAGAAAGGGUAUCCUUUCUUAAAAAAAAAAGUUAAAUAAACAAAAAUACAAAACUCUCUUGUCUCUAAACCUCCUUGCCACAUUUCUUAUCCCUCUGGUAUUGUAGGAUUAGCAAGAAAACAUCAUAGGUAUGCUGAUUGUUCAUUGUGGGAGAAUGGAAAGGAAGGGGUAAUUUGCAGGCAGAUUCUUAUCAUUCCACAGACAUGACACAACCCUUUCUCCUCCUCAUGUCAUAGGACACUGUCCUAAACAGGAGGGGUUCCUCUUGGACAUAGUCAAACUGCAGUUCUUGAAAACAGGACCUGCAAAAUAUUAAUGAUGAUUUAGAGGCCUUCAAGUAUAAUUUCUUUGAUUCACGGCCAAUGCCUACUGUCCUAUCUCACACUGUUUGGGUUAGACUUUUAAAUGACAUUUAUUUUUUUUGUGAUGUAUUCCUUACUGUCCUAAUUCUUUUUUUAUUUUUUUCACCUUCCCUGCUUGUUGCCUCGCUCUGUAUUAUCACCAUAAUACACUUUUCAGCUAUUUUCUUAUCUUGCGGAGUGUUUCCUUCUACAUAUUCUCAUAUUCUCCAUCAAUAUUACUAUCUAUUUAGCUGUCCAUAUCUACCUGUAUAACAUUCUUUCUCUCAAAAUAGAUUUCCCUGCACCUUCCCUCUUGUCACUGUCUGCCCAAGCAUGUAUAUUUUUGAUCAAAUGAUUCUUUGUCUCCUUUUGCUCCCUUUAUUUCUCCUCUUUCUUUUCAUGAUUGUUUGCACGUCCUUCAGUUACUCCUGUCUAGCUUGUUUAUUUUGCAGUCUGCGUUCUGUUUUUGGCAUCAUAAAGGUUGUCUUUACCUUGCAUCCCUGCCUUCUGCUCAAAGCUCUUUCUCUUUUUACCUGCCUGUCUCUGAUACAGGAUGUACAUUUUUUGUGGGUUGUGUGUGCUGCACUGACUAAGCAUAGGUUGUCAUAUUGUCUAUAAAUAGUCAUACAAGUUUUGGAGAGGAUAUGCUUGUGGUUAGGCAUGAACAACCCCUUUGCUGAAGGUAUUCAUGAGCGGUCACCUUUUUGUAGGCCAAGUCACUUCCUGUCACCCUGUGGACAUAACAUAAAUAGGAGCAUUGUGUGGUCACUUAACACAACCUCCCACUGAGUUACCGGUAAUUUCUGUUUUACUAAGUUGUGGAUAGAAAUGUAACUGCUGAUGGAGGAAAUGCAUGCAGGCUUGCAGUUGAGGGCUGCUGACUUGUUACAUUUCAAUUAUUUAUUUGCACCAGUUUGUUAAUCAAUGUGUGGGUUUUUUUUAUGUUUUUUUUCUGUGCCACAUAGUGAAACCUUUAUUGAAACUUGUUCCAAAAUGGUCUGGUGAUUUUCAGGGUAAUUCACUAAAACUCUGCAUUUUCCUAAAUUAAAUCUGAAUUUUAAAAAAAGUUGAGGCUGAGGCAUAGCUGAAAUUUUUUCCCUGAUCAGCUAUUUUUACCUCUGUUUUACAUUCAGAUUUAAUACACAAAAUGGAGUUUAGUAAAAAAACACUUAAACUCACCAGAUGAUUUUAAUUAUAUGAGAUGCCGGUGGUUGUAGUGGCUGUAGUAGUGAUCAGUUUUGGGAUAUGUUUGCUUUCUGUGUGAGUAAUGUUUGACUGGCUUUUUGAGGUGUGUAUAUGCAUGUGAGUUCUGGACUUUUGGUAGCAGCACUUUUUUUAAGGUAUUAAGGAUAACAGCAUUUUAAGGUUUAAAGGAACACUAUAGGGUCUGGAACACAAACAUGUAUUCCUGACUAUAUAGUGCUUAAACCACUAUCUGGCUCCCCUUACCCUGUAAAUAUAGCAAAAUCUUACUUUUAUGGCAGUCUUACUUUUAUGGCCCUGCCCCUGAUCUGCCUGCUUGGCUAACAUCAUCAGAAGUGUUAAACAAAAGCCAAUCACAAUGCUUUCCCAUAGGAUUGGCUGAGGCUGUCAAGGAGGCAGAUCAGGGGCAGAGCCAACACAAGCCAUAUACAGCCCUGGCCAAUCAGCAUCUCCUCCUUGAAUCAAUGCAUUUCUAUGAGGAAAGUUAAGUGUCUCCAUGCAGAAGUAUCCCAAGACUGUAAUGUAAACACUGCCUUUUCUCUGAAAAAACAGUGUUUACUGCAAAAGCCUGAAGGGUGAUUAUACCCACCAGAUCAAAUACAAUAAGCUGUAGACAUGCUGGUGGCUAUAGUGUACUUUAAGCAUAAAAAGCUAUGUUUAACCACUUCAUGAUGUUAGGGCGUGUUGUUAAUGGGCUUUCGUGCCGGUAGGACCUAUUAACACAUACAAACGUUUUGGUGCAUACUAAGGUUAAAUCCCUACUCACACCAGGGUGUCCUCGGUAUGAGUCUAAUACCUGGAACUUCCCACUAGUGGCCUUAGAGUUACAGAUUAGCUGUAUGAGGCACUCAAAGUUAAAUGGUCAUUUAAAUCCCCAUUGACAACAAUUUGAUAUGUAGACCAAAGUAUCAGUAACUACUAGAGGGUGCUCCCCUCUGUCUGCUGGGGCUAUUUUUAAUGGCCCGAGACUGACAGUUGCACUUUAACCAUUGCUCAAAAUGAGCACUGCUGCAGCCAUUUUUAACUGCUGUCCUGCAGUUUGGUGUGAGCAGGGAUUUAUUACUUAAGAGUUAUUACUCUGCUUUAGUGCUGUUAGGACGUAUUAACACAUCCUAACGUUUUGGUGCGAGCAAUGUUACAUUUUGUACUCUGUGGCCAAGGCUCUCUGAUAAGGUGUAUGUAGUGCUCAAAAAGCAUAUAGGAGAUUAUAAAAAAGACCUUUAUGUCCAAAAAGCAAUAUCUAACAUGUAUAAGGGCACUUAAAGAGGAAACAUUAUCUAUUUAUGGUGGAAAAGACAAAUUCUAGGUUUUAUUUUAGUUCAGAACUUACAGAAAUACGAUUGCCUCUGUCCUAAAGGGUUACUCCAACCCUUAUGCAAACAAUAUUUUUGAAAUUUCAAAUGCUCUACUCUUAAGUGUCGUUCCCCCUGUCCCCAUAAUACAUGUAAAAAAGUUUUUUUUUUUACUUACUUGCAAUCAAUCGUUGGGUAAAACUGAUCUUCCACACUUCUUCCUGAUAUCAGCUAAGAUCAAUCACAAGCAUGCACGCCAUCUGAGCUGGGGAAGGAGCAGGUACGGGAGUAAGAUUUUAAUUACAAUAAUUAAAAAAAACUGUAAGUUACAGAGGGAGUCGAGAGGGAGCGCCUAUAGGGUGGAGAGGAGGAAGGAGAGCUAUCUUCCCUUUUGCAGACAGUGCUCUGAUGUCAGACAUAAAAUGUGCACAUAAUUGACAUUAUGCAGCCCUGAACAGUUCUGGGCUGCCUAUGUCACGUGUGCGGGUGUGCAACUAGCACACAGUUAAAAUCUGCAUGUUGAGUUUUCAAGCAGAAAAACUGCAAAUCCAGAUUCGUAUCACCAUGACCACAUCAGAUCAAUAAGUAAUCCUUUAAAGGACCACUUUAGGCACCCAGACCACUUCAGCUUAAUGAAGUGGUCUGGGUGCCUGGUCCAGCUAGGGUUAACCCUUUUUUUUUUUUUUAAACCUAGCAGUUUCAGAGAAACUGCUAUGUUUUAUAAAUAGGUUAAUCCAGCCUCUAAAGCCUCUAGUGGCUGUCUCAUUGACAGCCGCUAGAGGCGUUUGCGUGCUUCUCACUGUGAAAAUCACAGUGAGUAGACACCAGCGUCCAUAGGAAAGCAUUGUGAAUGCUUUCCUAUGAGACUGGCUGAAUGCGCGCGCAGCUCCUGCCGUUCAUGCGCAUUCAGCCGAAGAGGAGCAUAGGAGGCGGAGAGGAGUAGGAGAGCUCCCCGCCCGGCGCUGGAGAAAGAGGUAUGUUUAACCCCUUCCUCUCCCCAGAGCCCGGCGGGAGGGGGUCCCUGAGGGUGGGGGCACCCUCAGGGCACUAUAGUGCCAGGAAAACGAGUAUGUUUUCCUGGCACUAUAGUGGUCCUUUAAGGCACGGGUUCCCAAUUCAUUUUCCCCGUGGAACCCUUUGACAUAGUGUAUCAACAUAGCAUGGCAAAAUCUGAAGCAUAAUUCCUUGUCUGUCCUUUUCAUAUCCAGCUGUGUAUUCUGGAAGACUUGUGAAAGAAAUGAUUUCUUGGAAUUGCUUUACCAAGUGCUUUACAAGGCCUGACCUCAUGAGUUGUAUCUGUAUAUAUGUACGUUCUCAUUAAGUCACUGUAGUAACUUGCACAGAAGCUAUCCUUAUGUAGCGGCACUGUCUUUUCUAGUAUAACUGAGAACCCUUUGACACAGGUAUGCAUUUAAUGUAAGUGUUUUGUAGGAUUGUAAGAUACAUUAUUUGUAUUAAAGUGAACCUGUAAUGACUGGUUCCUCCUCCAUAUGUUGAUACAGUGGCUUCUUUGCCAGCAUCUGAACUGAAUUGCCCAUGCGCUGUUAUUUUGGAGAGCAGGAGAGAACUCCCUUUAGGGAGAUGUCUGUUUCUCUCUGCGUGGUGAAGGGCCCUAUAUUGAAAUAUUAUUUUAUUUUAAUCUAUGUAUUUGCUUGCACAAUGUACAGAUGAAAUAUAAUUUAGUAUUUAAUUAAACGUGUACCAUGACAGGUACACUUUUAUUUAAAAUUAACUGCAUAUAGUUCUUGUAGUUAAUUUUUUUUUUCUUUUUAAGAAUACUAAUGCUUGCAUAUUAGCCAAUGAACUAAUUCAUUUCACCCAUCCCGUAUUUAUUUUGGCUGGAACCUAUUUCAAUGCUGUGUUAUGAUUAGAACUUUGAGCAGAAUAAUUGGAGUUUUUUUCAGUUGCAUAGAUCACUACAGAGUGAAGAAAGUAUUUAUUUGCACCUGGAGCCCUCAAACAUUCCUCAGUCCAGGGCUAUGACCUGUGACCUUUGCUCUUUGCAUCCUAAAUUAGCAAAUAGUUUUACUUAGCUAAGGCAAAAUAACUUAAUCUGGUUCUGUAGUCUCCUGCUUGUGUCCAGCAGUUGAAAAGAUUACCAUGCUGAACUGAAGUUGUGUGUCUGUUAAUUAAAGGAAAUAUGUCUGGAAAACGGGAUUUGGACAUGAACGGAGUCUAGUUUUGUAAUUUUUGACCUGUAUUGUGCUUCAUGUGGACAUAUAGUGUGUUCUAUGAAUAAGUUACAUUAUCAUUAUUAGUUUUUAAAAGGCGCCAACAUAUUCUGAAGCACUAUACAGUAGGUGGACUACAAGUCAAGUAUUUGCAACAAAAUAAGUUGAAAGCAGAGGAUGUCAAAGGCCCUGCUCAAAUUAGCUUAAAUUCUUGGUUGGGUAAAAUGACACAAGGGGUAAGAUGCAUUUCAUGUAUGAGAAAAGUAGGUUGCUAGGAGUAUAUACAUUUGUUGGUGAUACAGUAGCAAAAGAGGAGGCAAGGUGAGUUACUAUGGUGCAGCGAGAGAUGUUAACAGUUUCAUUGAUAAGCCUUCCUGAAGAAGUAAGUUUUCAAUUAUUUUUUUUGGUGUUGGAAUGAAUGGAGACUGGGUGAGAGUCUAAUGGAGCGAGGAAGGGAGUUCCAUGAGUAUGGUGCAACCUUAGAGAAGUCUUGAAGGUUGUCGUCUGAAAUGUGAGUACAAACAGAGGAUAGACACAGGCCUUCGGCAGAGCAUAGGGUCCCGAACGGGACAUUUUGUGUAUUAGUGAGGAUAGCUAGGUAGGAGCAGUCUUUAGUAUAGAUUUGUAACCAAGUACCAGAAUUUAUAAUUGAGCCCUAUAUCUUACAGGAAGCCAAUGUAACGACUGACAUAGGAGGGGGGGGGAACGUGGAUAGUGCAAGUGGACAGGAAGAUGAGCCUCGCCACAGUAUUCAUUAGAGACUUAGCUGGGAAUGUGUAAGACUAAUGAGAAGCUGAUUACAUUAGUCAAGGCUGGAGCCACAUCCGGUGUUAGAUAGGGGCGGAUGCAAGCAAUGUUUGUGAGAUGGAAGCGGCAGGAUUUGGCGAUUGACUGGACAUGAGUGGUGAAGAAAAGGUUGGAAUCAAAGACCGCACAUAGGCAGUGAGCCUGUGAGGUAGUGCUGAUGGUUGUGCCAUUGACUUUGAGGGACACGGGCGUAGAUAUGUUUGAGGCAGGAAAGAGGAGAAGUUCUGUUUUGGAGAGCUUCAGUUCAAGGAAGUAAAGCCAUCCAGUUAGAAAUAGCAGAAAGUCAGUCCGAAACACGAAUCAAAAGGGGACAGUGAGAGAUCAGGAGAAGACAGAUAGACUUGUGUGUCAACUGCAUACACGUGAUAUUGGAAGUCAACUGAGCUGAUGAGUUUAUCAAGGGAAGUAGUAUAGAUUGAGAAUAGGGAACAAAGGACAGAACCUUGGGGAACAUGAACAGAGAGGGGUUCACAUGUUUCUAGUUGUCUACUUUGGUGCUGUUUGUUAGAGACUGGUUGCAUGCCAUGUAUCCAAAGACAUGCAAUCAGCUUGAAUGUGUGUAUUUGUAUUCAAGGUGUGUAUGUGCCAAGGUUGACUCUGAAGGAAAGGUGAUAAGCACAGACCUGUUAUAAUUGGCACAAGCUUGUCAAACAAAAUUAAUAUUUAUGUUUGACUUUGCUUUCCCCAACACACCGACAUGUGCAUUUCAGUUAAGAGUGUGCAAAUACAUAUACGCUGUUUUAAAGCAGUGUUUGUACUUUCAUGUGUACAGGUUUGACUGGUGCAAUCAAGUAUGCUACAGUCUAUCCAGGAGGCAUACUGAUGCUACUAAAGAAAUUUAAGUUAUAUACACGCAUUCAGGCUUGGAAAAUCCAGGUUGCCAUGGUGUCACACAAAUGGGACUUGACCCAAAACUUAUCUCCCUUUUUAAUCAGGAGAGGUUAAAAAUGCUCCCCUAACCAACCGUUCUGACAGGCACACACACACCUGCUUUUUCAAUUAUACACUCUUUUCCUUGUUAUUUACUAAUUUUGGCUAUGAGGAAGGAGAGGAGAUGGAAGAUCUGCAGCACUAUCCUUGUGAGUCAGGGAACAACACACUGUCUGUUGAAUGCUUACUGACCACUGCUGGAGGAAGUGAUAUGACAUCACAUUCACUCGGCAGCUGCCUGAAUAUAGGGCUCUGGAUUGAUGUUGGGUGUGGAAAAUUUUUUUUUUUUAUUUUUUUUUUUUUUAUUCACAACAUCAUGCCUAUUAGUUCUACUGAGCUAAGCCAUGCAAUGCCAGUAAGCUAAAUCUCUGUAUCCCAGUAAUGAGAUCUCCAGCUUUACAGAAAUAUGUUUUAAGAGAACUGCAAAAUCCAUAUGUUUGAAAAUGUCAAGUAUUUUCAUUGCCUCAUUCUUUGUUUGCUAAUUUCUAGGCAUUACCCCAAGCAGUCUUUCACCAUGGUGGCUGACACACCAGAAAAUCUCCGUCUGAAGCAGCAGAGUGAAUUGCAGAGCCAGGUAAGGAAUACCAGUCAGAUUGUGUGUAUGCAUAUCUAGAGGGUUGUCUGGGAAACCCGUUUAACUGAUAAAAUACAUUUUAAAAUUUUGUUUUAUUUGCAUUGUUGGAUAGUGCUUGGUGCUUAAAAGAACACUAUUGCAUUAGUUUGCCUUUAUUUUUUUGGAUUCCCUCCACCCCUAAUCUAAAUUUUUUUUUUUUAAAUGGAAAGAAAGGUUUUCCUUACCUUUUUUUCCAGGGCUGAGAUCCAGUCACUGUAGCCGCUUGAUCUGCUUCCUGCGAAGUCAUACUGAAUCUUCUUCCAGAUCAAUUCAAUGCUCUUAAAGGGAUCCUGUAAUGCCAGGAAAACAGUGGUUUUCCUGGCACUAUAGGGUAAAUGGGUCCUCCCCCUCUUCAGCCACUUACCUGAAUCCAGCGCCGCCCACAUAAGAAAGCAGGACGUCCAGCGUCAGAUAACAGACCAAAAGUCUGUUUGGAUUCCGGAAGCCCUCUAGUGGCUGUCUGGUAGACAGCCACAGAGGGCAGACUUGGCGCUGCAAUGUAAACAUUGCAGCUGUCUGGAACUGCAAUGUUUUACAUUGCAGCACUAAGUGCAAAAGGUACACAGCACCCAGACUACUUUAAUUAGCUAAAGUAGUCUGGGUGCAUACAGUGUCCCUUUAAAACAAACAAAAAAAAGUGCGCCCAGUGAUGCACUUCUCCAAUUAAAUGGAGGUUUGCUGUGAGAACUGAGUGUGACUAUACUCACAGCAGAAGCGCCUCUAGUGGCUGUCAGGAAGAUGAUUAAAACUAAGAUCGUUUAAUUGAGAUGAAGUAGUCUGGGUGUCUUUAAUGGUCCUUUAAGAACACCCAGAGUGCUAAUUUGUGGAGUAGAAGAAAAAGUUUACACUCUGGCUGUCAGUCAAGCAGCAAAGUUGCUGCAGCAUGCGCGCGCACAAAGUAGGGAAGGCUCCCUGUCCUCUCUGGACUGUGCAUCCACAUAUCAACCACUUAACAGUGAACCUGGUUGUUUAUAAACUGCCAACAGCCAUGGUAUUGAUGCUGUUAGUUUAAAACAGGCCUGUUAAAGGAAUGCUUUAGGGAGGGAUUGCUGAUGCUGACACAAAUAUUAGCCAGGAAAAGAGAAUUGCUUAUUUUCAAAUGUUUCUGCUUUCCUGGCCAAUCUGUAUCAGCAACACUUAUGGGACAAUCAAAAUUCAAAAAAGGGUGGAAAUAAAGAGCACAAAUAAUAUAGCUGCAACAAAAACUUUAUUAUUGAAAACUGCAGAAUGAAGACCACUUAUCCCAAAUGAGGUGGUGAAAGAACCCAAAACAUUCAGAUGAUAAUGUCUUACAAAUGUGUUGGAGGAAGACCAAACUGCUGCCCUAUAAAGUUCCACAGUAGAGGGGUCUGCCAGCGAUGCCCAAGUUUCCAAGACAGCCCUGGUGGAAUGAGCUUUGUCUUCUUCUUUAGGCCAGCUUUUCCUGCCACUUGUUAUGCAUUCUGAAUGGCUGAUUUUAUCCAUCUGUGUAUGGUGACGGUUACAGCAAACAUGCACUUGUGAUGUGAUGAGUAGCCUGUUAGAUUUUCUGAUAUCCUUAGUUCUCACAAGAUAAAUUCGCAAUGUUCUAGCCACCUCCAGUGAUGGUUCAUGAAAAAAGGAUGGGAGAACAAUAUCUUGGUUGAGAUAGACUUUAAGUACGAAUUUAGGUAGGAAUUCUGGGACUAGGCUAAGAACUGCAGUUUCUCAUUCAAACAGAGUAAAUAGGGAAUAAAAAUACAGAUCCUAAAGAUCAGAAGCCCUACAAGCAGAUUUGAUGAAAAUCUGGAAAAAACACUUUAGGGUUAAAUUCCAUUGGUUCAAAUGGACAGCCAGUGAUGCUGUGGAGAACUGUAGGGAGAUCUCAGGCUGGAACAAAAUGUAUUAUUGGAGGUCUGACUCUCAUAACGCCUCUCAUGAAUAGCUUGAUGGUUGAAUCCAAAACCAACUGUACGUCUACAGUUGUCAUGAAGAAUCUGACAUUGAGACGGUAAAUUCUGUUUCGCUGGAAUCUCCCAUGGAUCUUCCUGGGAUAACAGGAGAAGUAACGGAAGCUACAAUCUCCUGGGCUUAUACGGGAGAAUGGCAAUAACUUCCACUUCAGCUUUCCGUAUUUUCCUGAGAAUCCUCUGUGUUAGUGGAAAGGGAGGAAAGACAGAAAUCCGAUUUCUGCGAUUGAGCAUCUUGUCCAUUCACCCUCGGAUCUAACAUCCUGGAGAAGAAUAUUGGAACCUGUCUGAUUGCAAAAGUUGAUCGAUUUCCGGCUUUAUCUAUUUGCUGCAAAUAAUCUGAAAAGUAUAUUUUUAAAAAAAAUGUAUGUAAGCAAUACAGUAAACGUAUUCAAUAAUACAAAAUAACACAAUAUAAAACUUGGUGGCGGGGGUGAUAUCCAUCCUACAUAAUAAAUUACAACAAUUUUCUUUGGUAGUAUUGUUAUGUAUCCUUUACCUAAGUAAGUAUCAUGGUUACUGUAUAAGUCUGAAAUUUACAAUAUGUUUCGGCAAUAUAUAGUAAACAAUUAUAAUCAUUUUCUUGAUGUCUUUUUUCUAUAUAUCCCAAUGAUAACCAAGUUUUAUUAGUGUUGGUGAAGAUUGUCUAGUAACCAAUUCGUAACAUUUAUUUUACAGUACAGAGUGUAACAUUUCUUUGACAGAUGGAAUAGCUAAUGACCGCCAAUGUCUGGGAAUAACUGUGGUAGCUGCAAUUUAGAAUGUGUCCUAUUAUGAGCCUUUCAAUUUUUUUUAAUGUUUUCAGGAAAUGUUGUCCUUCCAGUGGUAAGAUAAUUUUGGACAGUACCAUAGAAUGUGACAAAGAACCUACUAAUCCGCAAUUUUCCCAACACAUAUUAGAGAAUCUGAUGUUUAAUUUUAAUACGGAGCUAGAUACCACCUCCAAAUUAUUUUAAGAGGAUUUUCCCAAUAACUGAAACACUGCGUUAUUCCUAUUAAGGUAGAUGUAAAAUUGAGCCAUUCCUCAAUUGAAAAGUUUCUCAAUUUGAAUUGUACUUUGGGAUUAAUGUGUUUAUCCCCUAAUCCUUUGCACAUGUUGGGAAUAUGUCUAUCCACUAGUAGAAAUGACUUUUCUGCCUACAAGGGAAUGAAGUACCCAUGGUGGGCCUCCAAUACUCCUAACAAGGCUCACUCUGAGGUGAGCUGGAUUUGUUACCAAACCUUUUAUUAGGUCACAAAGCUGAUAUUGAUGCACUGUCCAAUAAAAAGCACAUUUAAAGAAAAAACUCAAAGCACCAUAAACUGCACAGACCUACUAUGAGGUAGAGCCUGUGAUAUCAUUAUAAAGAGUUGCAAAAUAUUGAGGUAUUUAUUUUUUGUCAUGGUACUAAACUGUUCAAAUACCAAUGUUAUUUGUCUACAUACAUUAACAGGAGAUCAUUACGUCUAAUACUUCGCCUUAAUUUGAAGAUGAAGGAAUACUUAUUUAUUUUCAGUGUAGUUGUAGAGCAGUUUCAACCAAGGAACAUUUCCCAUUAUACAAUAAAUAAUAAUGUUUCAGUAUUGAAAUAAUCAAAGCUAGGAUUUGUGUAGGCACUGUCAUAGUUGUUAAUAUGUAUAGGUUAAUUUCCAGUCGGAGUGCACUAGUCCACCUUUGCACUGCUCUGCAGUCACUCAUGUUAUUUGGUUCAGCAAAAGAGGAUUUUAUCUUACCUUCAUUCUUAAAUGAAAUAAGCAACUUGAUUACAGUUGGAUAUAAAACAGACACAAUUUGAAUGAAUGGAUUCUCUGUAGGUCCCAUGUAUGUGUUGAGACUUUUGCCCAGCUAAGCAUUCCAUGCUCUUAUUCAGCUUUUCGAAGCAAAGAUAAAUGUGAGUGUAUUGUAAGAAUGGGGGCGUGGCCUGACCUCGGAGGGAACUGGACGUGGUGGUGUGAGGCUCUGCAACGAAAACGCUGUUAUAAGCCUACAUUAGCACUCUAAAUAUCGCCAGACACCACUACCUAAUGGAGAAGAGGAACCCUAAGAAGGGCCCCAAAAAAAGGACUGGAGGCUGGGGCCUCUGUCAUCGAUAUGCUGAUGGCGAACAAAGCGGGCCCUGAGGACCAAAAUGGCGCCGAAGAAGGGCCGCACUCCUUCCUGGACCCCGCCACGCAGCAGGGGGGUUUUGGACUCUUCCCAGGGGGAUACUGCGCAGAUUUUGGCGAAACUGGCCGAGCUUAAAACUUACUUGGCUGGGGAGAUCGAGAGGUCCACGGCGGUGCUGCAGACGGAGAUUCAUACGCUUGGCGCCAGAACUGGGCGCUUGGAGGAGCGGAUGGAGGAGGCCGUGAGAGCGCACAAUGAGGUCGUGGCCCAAGUAAAUAUACUUACCUCGAGCCUAUAUGAAGCUGAUUUGGCGCUGGAGGACGCGGCAAACCGAUCCCGGCGAAAUAACCUCCAGAUCAGGGGUCUGCCGGAAUGAGAGGGAGAGGGACCCCUGGCAGACCUAAUACUCACCAUCUUUAAACCGCUCUUGCCGGAUGUCCCAGAGAACCUGUGGCAGAUAGAGAGGGCACAUAGAGCCCUGCGGGCCCGGUGCCCCGGCGCGAAUGCACCCAGAGACGACAUCGUCCGUUUCCUGCGCUACUCGACCAAAGAGGCGCUGCUGCGGAAAGGCAGAGAUGGGCCGAUCAAGCAUGGAGGAGCUACCAUAGCCCUAUACCAGGACCUGGCACCUAGCACACUCCAGCGCAGCCGGGAGUGGAAGCCUAUCACGGAGGCUCUGCGCUGGGCUGGGGUUUUCCUUUUCGCCUCAUGGCAUUUAAGGACGGUCGGGUGCAUCUGCUGACACCUGGGGGAGACCACAGGCGCGUCUUCAAGGACCUGGGGCUGGUGCCCCCUUUGAAUCUCCCAGCGGUGCCGGUGCCCGUAGAGGAGUUGCGGCCCCUGCUGAGUGAGUGGCAGGCAGCUGGAACCGGAGGCCACUGAGGCCGGAAGAGGGUAUUGUAGGCCGUUUCACCAUCACUCCGCCACCAACGGAACUCUGGGCGGUAUGUAGAGGAAGAGACUUGGACUCAUUGAUAUAUAGGCAAGGAGGCCAUGGGAGAGAGAGUCGCCCUGUAUGGGGGAAGGGAUGCACCGGCUAGGUGGAUAAGGCACUAGGUGGGGUGGGACAGGGAGGGAUACGGGGAAGGAGGACCUGGUUUUAAACCCCCGCUGGGGGAUGCACUCUCCCGGGCUGAGCAUCUUAAUUGGAUUCUACCACGGAGGACUUUUCGGGCCCACGGGGCAGGCGGACAGGAUGGGCACCCCAUACGAUGGGGCCAAUGAACGCUGGGGACCUGGUUGGUGGGGGGUGGACGCCAGGUCAGAUAGGGGGGGGCAAUGCCCUUCACUCCGGGAAGAGGGGGACCCAAUGCCCUUUUAGCGAUGACACCUAUGACGGUAGAGAGACACUUAAACCCCCUCGGCACCCCCACUGUGUGAUCCCGCCUCCCUCACUUUUAUGCGAGGUGCAGGGGUGAGUAGUCGAGCUGGAGUGGAGGGUCCGUAACCACACGGCCUGGGGGUUGCAGGGGGAGAUAUAGUAGGCAUAGGACUCCAGUGAGGGGGCAGGUCACCUCGGGGGAUCUGGCAUGGGGACAUUCCCCCUGGGGGGGGGACACACAGAGGGGAAGGGGAUGCGUACUACGGAGGGGGGAUUGGACGGAAGAGGUAGGACAGGGAUAUGUAGCCCGCAUGGAACCGGAGGCAAGCGCACCCAGGGGGAGCAGGACAGGAUAUAUGAAGGAGGGCGAAUGAGCGGCCGGAGAGGUGCAGGCUGAUAAGGGUUUGUUUUUACCAAAAAAAAAAACAGUCGCUCUCAUGGUGGGUAGCUAUACCACCCCUAACUCUUAUAGCUCUCAACCAAAAAUGGCAUAACCAUGGAUGCGGGUGGAUAGAAUCUACAGGCCUGGCCUCCGGAAGGGAGGGAUGGGGGUAGGAGUAAGUAUCUAGACCUUGGAGGGGGGAUCCUUCACCCCAGCAGGAGGGGGAUAUAGGGGACAGCUUAGAUAAGUGGGGGGGGUGCUCUGCUUUAUAGCAUCGCGGAUGGUCAAACCGGGUUCUGCCUCCUCCUCUGUAGCACGGGGAAGGAAGCCCGGAGGGAGGUGGCUAUCCUGGUGCGCAGUAGCUGCCCCCUGCAGAUUACAGGGACGGAUGCGGACGGAGAGGGACGCUAUAUUAUAGUCUCAGGAGUGCUCCUUCUGGGCCACCUUACUAGACAAGCUCCGCAAGCUGCCAAGAGGCAUGAUUCUUGUAGGAGGGGAUUUUAACGCAGUGCCGAGCCCUGCGGUGGACAGAAGUACCUGCAAGGGCCUGCCCCGGUUGCGUGGGGAGGGGGUGGUGGGGCAGGAUAAAUUGCUUCACGACUUUAUAACACGCUCGGGAUUAGUGGAUGUUUGGCAAGUCCAUCACCUGAGUGAGGUUGACUAUACGUAUUACUCAGCCCCACACGGCACCUAUUCCCGGAUAGAUUUCUUUUUAGUUAAUGACAGCUGCCUUGCACGUACCAUUGACUCGACAGUAGGGACCAUCACGUGGUCCGACCAUGCUGAGGUUACGAUCACCCUGGGGAAUCUAUGUGUAGCGUCCCCCUGGACUUGAAGGCUUAAUGCCUCCUUACUAAGGGACCCCACGAUUAAAGAACAAAUACAUACAGAGAUUUUGGACUUCUUUAAGGUUAAUGACACGCCUGAUGUCAGAAUACCCACGAUCUGGGCAGCACACAAGGCAGUAGUGAGGGGAGCCCUUAUACGUCAAGCGACAAAAAAGAAAAAAUUAAAAACACAAACCCUAGAGAGACUCCUUACUGACCUUAAGAUUGCAGAGCAGAGGCACCAGACCCAUCCUACAGGGGACACACUGAGGAGAGUAGAGGCUACUAGACAUGACAUAAGAACGCUACUGUUGGAUGAUGUGGCACGGUCACUGACAUGGACUGAAAAAAGUAAUAAAAUGAACACCAUGUUAGCCAGGACUCUACGGCCCCCGACAGCAACGUACGCGUAUCACUUCCAUACGACAUGCCGACGGCUCAUUGAAAACUACGCCUGGGGAGGUAGCGUUUUCCGUGACUUCUACCGGACAUUAUAUAAUCACACGCCUGCUGACACCCGGAGUGGCGCCCAGGAGACGGACCGAACCCACAGAUUCCUCCUAGAUUUAGGCUUACUGAGGCUUCCCAGAGAGGCUAGGGUACAGUUGGCAGCAGAGAUUACGGAAGAGGAGGUGGCUAGGGCGAUCGGGGGGCUUGGAAGGAAUAGGGCCCUGGGACCGGAUGGGUUUGACGGCACCUAUAAUAAGACCUUUAGGGAGGAGCUUGUACCCCCACAUGCUUAAUCUCUUUAACCACUUUCGGGAAGAGGGCACACCGAACCCGGACAUGACACUGGUCUCCAUUGUACUGCUUCCCAAACCCGCUGCUGCCUGGUAGUUACAGGCCCAUCUCCCUCAUAAAUCAGGACAUGAAGAUACUAGCUAAGAUACUGGCCGACAGACUUUCCCUACACUUGACAUGUCUUAUAGACCCCGACCAGGUAGGCUUCAUCCCAGGACGACAAUUGUUUGAAAAUACCCAUAGGAACAUAGACCUCAUACGGAAUCAAACCGUCACGAACACGCCCACUCUGGCAGUCUCUAUAGAUGUUGAAAAAGCUUUUGAUAGAGUUAAGUGGCAUUAUAUGUUCACGGUGCUACAGCAUCUGGGGUUCCCCCAGGAGUACAUUACAGUGGUGAAAGCUAUGUACAGUAAUCCUAGAGCACAGGUUCAGAUCUCGGGAGCGCCGCCUUCCCCCUUCCCGCUCUAUAAUGGAACUAGGCAGGAAUGCCCACUCUCCCCUCUACUUUUUGCCCUAUCAUUAGAGCCAUUUCUGCAAGCGCUCCGGAAACAUCCGGGAUCCACGGGGUACGGGUGGGAGGCAAGGAAUUUUUAGUAGCUGCCUACGCCGAUGACGUGCUUCUGACGCUUACGAGGCCUGGUGAAUCUAUGACUGCGUUGAGUGGGGUACUAGCAACCUACGGGGAAAUUUCUGGAUUUAAAGCGAAUAUGACAAAAUCGAGUGCACUCCCCAUUAGAAUGCCAACGGACGAUAUAGCCCAGAUACAUAGAGAGCAUCAUAUUAAGAUUGAGACACGUUCUCUCAAGUAUCUGGGAAUUCAAUUGACAGCUGACCCAGACGAAUUAUAUGCAUGCAACUAUACUCAUUUAUGGCAUGCAUUGAUGAGAGAUCUUGACAGAUGGAUCGACAAGCCAAUAUCUUGGAUCCACUCUGUCAAGAUGAACGUCCUUCCGAGGGCCCUGUUCCUCUUCUAGGCUCUUCCGAUUCCCUUGACUAGGGCACAACUUACCCCACUCCAGCGGGCAAUAGGGAAUUUUGUGUGGCAGCAUAAGAGGCAUCGCAUAUCCAGAUACAUCCUGUAUAGGCCGAGGACGAGGGGGGGGGGGGGCUCGGCCUCCCUGACCUAUAUCACUACUAUAUAGCGGCACAGUUAGCUCAAGUAGCACUCUGGCAUUCACCCCCAGACGAGCGGAGAUGGGUGGUCAUAGAGGCAUUCAUGAUGGGGAUAGACCUACCCCAGUUUGUGAUGUGGGUCCCUCGGGAACAUAGGCCACCGAUUGGGGUCACCUGUCCGGCGGUGUUGAACUCCCUACGGCUUUGAGAUUCUUGCAGCAGGAAAUAUGGGCUGGCGUCCUGUCCCUCACCCCUUAUGCCAAUACUGCGCAACCGGGCGUUUGCCCCGGGAAUGGCGGCUAGGAAUUUAAGGAACUUAGAACAUGCGGCCUGCAAAGACUACACCACCUCUACCGGGGCUCAGACAUAAUUACUUUUGACGAACUUCGCCAGGACAGACACCCAACACCUGCGGAUUUCUUUCGAUUUCUGCAUAUUAAGGACUAUGCCAGACAACCCCAUAUAAAGGCAAUAGCACAGGGGACACUGACGUUCUUCGAAUCUAUGUGCGAUUCAGGGUGCAUACUGAAGGGACUCAUAGCACGACUCUGCACACACUUCUGCUCAGCUGCACGGCAGUGGGAUGAGAUGACCUAUAUUACACAAUGGGAACAAGACCUGGGUGAGGAACUUGAGGGAAUAGAGUGGCAGGAGAUUUGGGAGGCUAGUAGAACAACCUCAGUAUGUGUAACAUUACAAGAACAAUCCUUCAAAACAAUGUUCCGGUGGUAUGUGACCCCAGUCAAAUUAUUUAAGAUGCACAAAACCACCACGGACGAAUGCUGGAGAGGGUGCGGGGACAAGGGGACUUACCUGCAUAUGUGGUGGGGAUGCCCGAGAAUCAGGGGAUUUUGGGGGGCCAUAAAGGACCUGCUGACCCAGGUUUUCUCCAGAGCCCCAGAUUUAGAUCCUUGGGUGUAUCUCCUCAGUAGGUCGGUAGACGGAUGGACGAGACGGGAGCAGACACUAGUCCAUAAGCUCACUUUGGCAGCCAGGAGAACGAUAGCAUACACCUGGUUAAAGCCAGAAACAGCACAAAUGGCAAGUGUAUACUCACGGAUAAGGGAGGUGAGACUUAUGGAUGACCUGACGGCUAGACUGCGGGGAUCCUCGGGAGCAUUCCGUAAGGUUUGAGAGCCAUGGGAUGGGAGUCCGCUGGGGGCUUAGGUGGUACGGAGAAGCUUUUGAGGGGUGGGGGGGCGGGGGCGCGUGUCCCGCGUCCUAUCCCUUCCCCUGGCUCCCCCUUCCCGCGGUCUUCUCCCCGGUGUCUCAUUGCCCCAUCUUACUUACUUAUUCUUUCCUUUCCUCUACUCUAUUCUUGUUUCUCACACUUUCCUCUGGUUCGCCACCAUUACCCUCUCUCAUAGGGUAAGGUGCCGAACUUAGUAUGGUACCGCUUAUGAUGCACCUGAAAUAGGGGGUGAAGCAUCCUAUUUAUCUCCUGGGAUGCUAAUUAAGGGAGUGGGGUACCUAGGCUAAGGAUAUUGCGCUAACUUUUGUUUGACACGUAGCUUCAAUGUGCACAUGUAUCACGCCUAUACAGGGAUGUCCCUGUAAUAGUUUGAAGAAAGGCAACGACUUUGCUUUGAAUAUGUCUGCUUAUGAUGCUGUACGAGCCAUAAUCUUGUUACUCUCAUGCUAUUAUGUAUAUACAAAUGUGCUAUGUUAACGGCCAUACUUUGGAAUGCUAUGAAAUGCCUGUAAUUGCUGUCGUGGCUCUGCACGCUAAUUUGUUAAUGUGUGCACAUAUAAAAUAAAAAAUAAUAAAAAAAAAAAAAAAAAAAGAAUGGACUCCAGUCUAUAAGGCCAUUACAUGUGGAUGACAGUGGUAAUUCAAAGAGAUUAAAGGACCACUCUAGGCACCCAGACCACUUCAGCUUAAUGAAGUGGUCUGGGUGCCAGGUCCUUCUAGGGUUAACCCAUUUUUUUUUAUAAACAUAGAAGUUUCAGAGAAACUGCUAUGUUUAUCAAUGGGUUAAGCCUUCCCCCAAAGCCUCUAGCAGCUGUCUCAUUGACAGCCGCUAGAGGCGCUUGCGUGCUUCUCACUGUGAUUUUCACAGUGAGAGCACGCAAGCGUCCAUAGGAAAGCAUUGUAAAUGCUUUCCUAUGCGACGGGCUGAAUGUGCGCGCAGCUCUUGCCGCGCGUGCGCAUUCAACCCAGGAGGAGGAACGGAGGAGGAGAGAAGGAGGAGAGCUCUCCGCCCAGCGCUGGAAAAAGGUAAGUUUUUAACCCUUUCCCCCUUCCAGAGCCGGGCGGGAGGGGGACCCUGAGGGUGGGGGCACCCUCAGGGCACUAUAGUGCCAGGAAAACGAGUAUGUUUUCCUGGCACUAUAGUGGUCCUUUAAACUGGAGGGGCAGUGACAGCAAAGUUGCUGAUAUCAGUAAAGGAAAGAAUAUCUUGUGAAGCUAGAGAGAUUUUUUUUUUUUUUUUUUUAAUUUUAGGUUUUUUUUGUUUUGCUCUAUAACGGUAAAGUUCUGUAACUCUCUGCCCAGCAAAUGGUUAAUAUACUUGAUGUCAAAGAGUUAGAGUGCAUAUUAUCAAAGCAUGUCCUAGAGAUGCAGGACAUAUUUAACCGCUUACCAAGUCAAUCGGUUUUUAGUGUGUGUGAGAGAUUAUUUUUCACUGAUUCGUUAACCGUGUCAUUUUAAGUUUUUUUUUGUUUAUUUUUUGCUAUUCUUCAGAUUCGUUACAAGGAGGACUUUGAAAAGAAUAAGGGCAAGGGAUUCAGUGUUGUUGCCGACACUCCUGAACUCCAGAGAAUUAAGAAAACUCAGGACCAGAUCAGUAAUGUAAGUGUAAACACUCAGACAUGCCACCUGCACGCUGCAACAUUUCCAUUAUUUAGAAAGCCAAACCACUUUACUAUAAUGCUAAAUAGGAACUCUGCCAGGGCUUGUCUAACUUUCAUUAGUGAGGGAUUUUGGUACUUGCCUAAAUCACUGCUGCAGUGCUAUGUGCUGUCCCAGUUCUAUACCAUACCUUUUGUACAUGUAAUAUACUCUCCAGAUUGAUGAGGGAUUGGCAGAGUAAUACUCUUGCUCUAUAAACAAGGAGCAGAAGCCUCCAAGUAUCCAGAUACAAGGUGAUUAUAAUGGAUGAUUGAGAAAUGUACUUUAAUUUUUUUUUUUUUUUUUGUUUAGUGCAGUUUAUAUAGUUAUUAAUCAUUUGUUAUGUGUGUGAUUAUUUUAUACAUAAAUAUAUAGAUAGAUAAAAUAUAUAUAUAUAUAUAUAUAUAUAUAUAUAUCUAUAUAUCUUUGCUACUGAGACAUGGGUGAGACAUGGGUAGAAGAGAAAGCCUGACUGGCCAUUGUUAGAAGUAUAUUCAUUGCUUGGUGUGAGUGGUGUGUAAAGACUUUCUUUUGGCUUAUAAAAAAAAUCUAUACCUCUAUUGUUCCUACAGAUAAAAUAUCAUGAAGAGUUUGAUAAGAGUCGGAUGGGGAACCCAAUGAUUGAGGGGGCAGAUAUGGAUCGUAGAGGGUCUGACGAUGGUGCCAAUUACCGCAGAACUCCAUCAGAGAGCAUUCCUCAUCACCCACCUCCUGCCAGCAGUUCAAGUAAACAUAUAAAUAAAAUAGCUUAUAUGCCGUUAUAGCAAUUAUAAUCCAAUAUUUAGGACACCUUUUGUAAUAUUCAGAUUGCAUCAUCUGGGGUUGCACCAUGUUAUUACAAAUGGACUGCCUCAAUCCCCUUAAAAUGCAUUUAAUUAUUUUUCUUUAAUGGAUAAAAUCCUUGUGACAGAGCUGUACUCCUCGCUGCUUCGAAGGUGACUGAAGCACUUCUUACCCAGUUGCCAAAGCUUGCCUGGGUCUCUCAGGACCUCUUCCACCGGACCAGGUUGUAGCUCUCUUCUUCCAGGCAGGUAUCAUCCCCUCUGCCUGCCCUGUCUCCAAAUACUGCCUUUACAAAGGCACUUGUGGCUCCCGGGCCUUGCUCUUUCUUAUCACGUCCAGGGACCAGUGCAGACAGCCAACUCUGUUACUGGAAUUCCCAAAGAAACCAGACAGGACACAGCGUUACCAAGGGAACUAACACACAGUGCUUUAUUUGCAUUCGGGACUAGCACCUAUCCACAUUAAAUUAAACUUAUGGCAACACACUCAAUCCAAUACAUUGUAUGGGAGGGAAUCAUGCAGUCAUUCGUAAUAAUACAAUGCAAUAUUUAUAAAGGGAUGGGUAAGACAAAGUGCUAACAUGAAAUACGUCUACUACCUGUAUAAACAAUAAUAUGCAGCUCUACCUGAAUAUGCAAAUUAACUAGCCUUGCCUUUCAGGUACUAAAUAUAAGUGUUGCAGCAACAACAGGUGGUGCUGCAAAGGCAUGCAAGAUCUUUUGCAACCAGUUUGUACAGAACACCAGCAUGACAGGAGAGCAUACAAGAUUUAAAAAAAAUAAACAAAAAUAAUGCACAUUCUGCACAUAUAAUGGACACAGCUGAACUGUGAGAAAAACUGGGAAAUCACGAGAGAUAUCAGACAUACACAAACCGUUCCAUAACUCCCAACAACAACCCCAGUCAUUUGUAAGUCCAGCCCAAGGUGGAGCAGCUGUGGGGAAAAUGGAUGCCAACAAUUACAAAAAAGGGCAAAGUUUAUAUGCUCCCAGCAAUGGUGACAACUGUCACACCUUAUUCAGAAAGAUUUUUUCCUUUGAAAUUCCAACACCUUAAAAACAUAUACCAUAAACAAAGUAGGAAUUUGUUGAUGGGGUACAAAGGAGCUGAUUAUGAUUAUGCCUUAACUGCACAGUGUGUGUUUUUUUUGUUUUGUUUUUUUUAAGGGACAUUCCACUGUCCAAAUAAAAAAUAUUUUUUAAAAAGCACUGUUUAGUAUAUAUACCCCAAAUUAAAACAUCCAUGCUUUUAAUUAUACAUUUUUAUGGAGUUAGAUCUAAAACUAGCUCGUGCAGCCGCAGCUCUUGUCUGCUGCUUCUGCAAGCCCUCUUCUUCUAACUCUGCCCAGACUUUCUGUGGCUGUCCAAUCACAGACUUCUCGAAGCAGCUGAAUGAGAAGUCUUUGCAAGGCAGGUGCUCUGGGCAAUUGCUGCCUCUUGAGUUCAUAGCAAAUAAUCUUGCCAAACCAGGAAGUAAUAGGUCCUGAUGUCUGCUUUAAAAACCAGGAGGGUGUAACCAGUAUAAUUUAUAAAAGUGUAAAUUUCAAUUCCAAAAUGAAAAAAAAAUAAGGACACAAUCUUCACACAUUAAGCUGUUCAGUAAGCUAAAGUGCUUUAGGGGUCUGGAGUGUCCCUUUACAUGGGAAUAAUAAACCAUAUUUUUUAACUGAAAUUUUAUCAGAAUAUAUUAUUGUUGAUUUGGGAGCCAUCCUCUUUUCAGCUCCUCAGCACACCUACGUGGUGUUGUUCUCUCCUCUUUUUGAGUGAUCAGCUAUUUAUACCUUGUCUCCGCCCCAUCCUCAAGAUUAAGCCCACUAUAGAUAAAAUGCAUCCCAACCUUCUCGCUAUACUGGUCUGCAGUUAGUAAAAUUACUAUACAGUGGUACCUCGAUUUACGAAUUUAAUGCGUUCCUUGGGACGUUUUGUAUUGCGAAAAAUUUGUAAACCGAAACGUGGUUUUCCAUAGGAAUGCAUUGAAAACCAAUUAAUCUGUUCCGGAGGUCAGAAAAAAGUCAAAAUGAGCUGGCAUGGAAACCAACCCACAAUGCAGAACACACAGUAAAAGACAUGAAAAUGACAAUGCUCAGCUCCCUACCUUUCCAGCGCUUCAGAAAUACACCCAAAAAGUCCCAAAACCGCUGCAAAAAAUUUCCAGAAUGGAUCCAAAACUUGAUGCAAAAGCUGCUCCAACACCUCCACACUCGACGCCACGUGCUACCCACAGACUCCAACAUGCAAUGCAUCCUGGGGAAAUUUGCUCUGUAUUGCGAAAUAAAUUCAGAAACCGAGGCAUUAUAUACAAUGGAUUUUUGCGAAAUAAACCAAAAAUUAUGUUGACCGAGGUUUUUGAAGAGAAGGUACAACAUGGUUAUUAAUGCAUAAUUAGCUGGUAAGCCAUUUGUUUUCAUUUCUGGAUCACUGGCCAGAGCACGUUAGAUCUGUAUGACAAUGUUUGUACGUCUCAAAAUAACUUUGCUAGGUAUCCUCAUGAAGGAGACUAGAGAGAAUUUGUAGUUAUGAGGGAUAAAAUUCUGAGAGCCUUUACAUCAUACCACAGAUUUCAUUAAAACAUGUCACCCCUGUGCCAAGACCCCAUUAGUGACAGGUUUGUGAGAUAGCAACAAUUUACCAGCUGCUGCUUUUCACUUCAUCCUGUGUAGCUCACCUCCUCCCUCCAAGGUUUCAUUUUAAGUCAUCUUUGCCCUGCUUAAUUUUUAGGUUAUCAACCGCAACCGCCGCAGCAGCACCAGCCGCAAGCCAAAUAUGGCUACCAGGAACCAGUGGUCCCAGUGUCCACCCAGCGCAGUACCCCUGCAGGAGGGGUGAGUAUACGCUGCAUUAAAAGACUUUUGCGUGUGUGUUCCAUUCAUUUUCGUCUCUGCUACAUGUUCUUUUUUUUGUCCAACAGAAGCGUUUCCGUGCAGUGUAUGAUUACAAUGCAGCAGAUGAAGAUGAAGUGUCCUUUCAAGAUGGUGAUACAAUUGUCAAUGUGCAGCAGAUUGAUGAAGGUUGGAUGUAUGGGACCGUGGAACGCACAGGGGAUACAGGCAUGCUUCCUGCAAAUUAUGUGGAAUCCAUCUGAUCAGGAGAUCCCACCUCAUUUUCUCCUUUCCAAAAAUCAUGAAGCAUUCCAGUGCAGCCCUCUCCCAUGUAGCUUCUGAAGGGGUGGGCUUCACCUCACCCUCUAUUCCAGCAUUCUCUUGACUCUUCUGCCUCCCUCAUAGAUGCAGAAAGAAUAAUUACCUCUUGCUUCAUCCUUAAACUCUUGAGGAAGUAUAUUGGGGUGGAAUCCCACUCCCCACAUUUUCCUCCUUUCAUGUCUUAUUGACUUCUGCGUAUGCGCUUUGCACUGGUUUAAUUUAGUUUUUUUUUGUUUUUGUUUUUUAAUAGAUUUUAAGGAGUGGGAUCCCUUAUCUCCAACAAUCACAUUCAAGAAAAUCAUUGCCCCUCCUCAAAUUAAAAUUAACCCAGAAUAAAGAUUAAAGAAGCAUACCAUGGCAGCUAUAGAACUGCUUGCUUCACUGUCUAAUACUGUUUUCAUUUGUUAGGGGUUUAAUACUAGUACCAUUUUUGGUUACUCUUUUGGUGUAAAUAGCCAAUGUUCCAUUUUCUGUCAUGAACCUUCAGAUUCAUGAAGUGGCAGCUAGUCAGUGAUACCUUGAAAUAAUUGUUUGGGAUUCUUAAUGCAUACAUUUCCUCAUCUUAACAUUUAUUUCAUGGUAUCACUUCCUGCAAAGAAAUUGUCCCCCUUCACUGAUAUUGGCCAUUCAACUAUAUGUUCUUGGCACAGCUAUGUGAAGGCCAUUUCAACAAAGGAUUAUUUAGGAACAUUAAAAGUUACACCUACAGAUUAGUAAAGAAAAUAGGUGUAAGUGGACGAAGACCGUGCUGACACAGAAAGGGUUAUGAGGCCAUUUGUUUUCUUGUUUUAGUUUUUUACAGAAGUCAUGUUUGUGAUGUUUGACUCCAAAUGAAAUGAUGGGUUCUCUGUUUCCUUGCACCCAUCUGAUUGGGGUCUAAAGAGUCUUCGUAAAUCUAUUUAGAUGCUCAUUUCUGUACAGUUCACAACCCUUCUGGCGUCAGGCUAGGGCUCGUCACAAAAUAUCCCUUUGCUGCAAGAAAAUGUGCUAUUCAGUUGUCUAAAGUUUAAAACUGAAAAAAUAGAACUAUAUAUAGUCUAGUUAAACAGCAUGAGAGAUUUAAUUAUAAUAUUUUUACAUUGAAGAUUCACUCCCCCCAAUAUAUUUUAUAUAUAUAUAUAUAUAUGUGUGUGUGUAUAUUUUCCCCAUUUUGUUAUAUAGCAAAACAUCAACAACAGACUUUAAGGAUUUAAUCAAGGGACGGUUUGUGUAUGGUUAUCAAGUAAAGGUGGUGUGUUGAACAUAUAGGGGCGCAUUAACGGUCUUCUUAGUGCAUUUAAAUUUGUGUCCCUCAACGCUCUAUUUUUUGUCCCCAACUGCUGUUGUAGAUCUCAUGGUCCGUAACAUUUUACAAUCUUUAGUUUAGAUACAAGGGACAUUUUUCUUUUCAUUGUUUGGUGUGUUUUUUUUGUUUUUUUUGUGUGGUUUUGUUUUCUUAAGUGUUGAGUUUUGAUGACUUAUGGUCCAUUUUUUUGGCAUUGCAUACAGGCUAAUCUGACAUGGUGCUCCCUCUAAUAAUGCAAGCUUUUUGCCUUCUCCAUUUAUUUAAACUGUGCCAACAGUUUGUUGUGCAAAUAACUGUCAUCAGAGAGAGUUACUAAGUAGCUUUUAGGGGAAUUGCAGAAGCCAUUUUAGUUUUCAUGCGGUUUUGGAGAGUCAGACAUUUUUUUUGCUUGAGAUACUUUAGAUCAUAAAUGGUCGUCAGUGAAGUGCCAAUGUAGCCACAGACCCUCACAAACAUCUUGAGCCAAAUUUCUGCACACUUUUCUAAUUUUAUUUAAUUUUAAUUUGCCUUAUAGAAAAUAUGAAAGGUUGAGCAAUGCCUAUACAUAAAUAGUUUUUAUAUAAAAUAGCACACUGCGAUACGCUUACAUACAUACGUGAAGGUUAGAAGAAGAUGCCCGCAUUUGAGAUAAAGCAAAUAAUUAGAACAGCAAGGAAUGACAAAAAGAAAUUAAAACUGUAUUCUAAUAGGGUGGAAACGCCACAUAGCUAUAACUGAAAUUAUAGUUUUUAGCAUAAAAAAAAAAAUGCACAUGACUAUGAACUAAUGGCAGCCACUUCUCUGUGAUGAAUUUCAUGCCUAGCUAUAGCAAUAAAAGUAAAAUAGAUACAUUCCGUAAGACUUGUGUACAUACACAUCUUUAAAUGUGCUCUUUUAUAUAUAAUCAACUUUAUGUUUAAGCUUUACUGUCCUUUUAAAUGUGUGUUUUGUGUGAGGAUAGUGUGGAGUAGCCUGUUAAUAAGGAUGAUAAAAUAGUAUGUUUAAACAUUAAUACAUUUAAAACAUGGCCUUUAUUCGUAUAGUGUCAUUUCCAGUUUCUUAUGGGUAUCAUAUUGUAUUGAAUUUAGUUUGCCCCAUUGUGGUUUGACUGAAAUAAAAGCUGCCAUGUUUGAGGCUUCAAUGCAUAUUACACAGUCCUCAACACACAUGAAUGGUCAUUUUCUUUGCAACAAGACUUAUUGCAGAACUGCUCCUGCUUCUAAUGUUAAGGAUAGGGAAAGAAAGGAUUUGGUGGUUAUCAAGCACAAAUUUUUGCAAUACCACAUUUUGCAGCAUGUUUCAAAGCACAAUUACUGGAGAAAAACCAACUGGAACAGUGAAUAUUGGGAGAUCAUAAUACUGUAAAAAUAUAACAUUCCUUUUUUACAUCGGCAUUACACACAGGCUGCCGUAGCAGGACCAAAUUGGUUGGUCUACUAGAUUUGACAUCACCUUUUCUGUUAUAUGAUUUGCCUGAAUGUUAUCUCUGAAUAAACACAAGGCAAGGGUGAGACAGUGAAUUCUACUUUAGACAUUUUCAUAGGACCAAGUUAAGUCUUUUUUUUCUCUACUAAGAAAGUUUAAAAAUGUUGGCACAUUCCUAAGCCAACCUGACUGGACCAAAUAAUUUUUAUCCUAAAUAAAUGCACUCUUGCUUAGGAAAGUGUGGACCCACAGUUGCAUACAUUCCACCCCCUACCCCAGACACUUUUUGUAUUGUGUACUGAUCAAAUCAUUUUUCACACACUUUUAAGUUGUGCUAUGUUUUUUGGUUUGUUUUAUUUUUUUUAUUUUUAUUUUUUAUUAUUUUUUUUUUUUUUUACUUUCUGUAUCACCCCCCACCCCUAGCUGGGAAGCCUUUGUAUUGAAUUGCUUGGGCCUAUAAUCAACAAGUAAAAAAAAAAUCAUGAUUAAAAAGUCAAUCAUGUUGCUACCAAGAAAAGCUUUCUCGGUUUACUCAGAUUAAAAAAACAAACAAAAAUAAAGGUAUCAUUUUUAUGUGUGA